GAGCAGUCGUGCAUUCCCAGCCUCGCCUCGGGUGUAGGGAUUGCAUAGAAAAGCAAAACUACACAGUCAAGACUGUGUAGUUUUGUUUUUAGGUUUAGAGGCUCACCGAUUCAUGUCGGAGAUGGUCAGAAAAACCAACUCUACAUAGGACGUCGUUUCAGAAGCAACCUUGGGCUUAGUCCCACCCUUUUUAGGCACUCCUGAGAGAUCAGAGUGCCUAAGAAGAUGACAACUCAAGCACCGACGUUUACGCAGCCGUUACAAAGCGUUGUGGUACUGGAGGGUAGUACCGCAACCUUUGAGGCUCAUAUUAGUGGUUUCCCAGUUCCUGAGGUGAGCUGGUUCAGGGAUGGCCAGGAAAUUUCUACUUCCACGCUGCCCGGCGUGCAGAUCUCCCUUAGCGAUGGCCGCGCUAAGCUGGUGAUCCCCGCCGUGACUAAAGCCAACAGUGGACGAUACUCCCUGAGAGCUACCAAUGGAUCUGGACAAGCGACUAGUACUGCUGAGCUUCUCGUGACAGCAGAGACAGCACCACCCAACUUCGUUCAACGACUGCAGAGCAUGACCGUGAGACAAGGAAGCCAAGUGAGACUCCAAGUGAGAGUGACUGGAAUCCCUACACCUGUGGUGAAGUUCUAUCGGGAUGGAGCCGAAAUCCAGAGCUCCCUUGAUUUUCAAAUUUCACAAGAAGGCGACCUCUACAGCUUACUAAUUGCAGAAGCAUACCCUGAAGAUUCUGGAACCUAUUCAGUAAAUGCUACCAAUAGCGUUGGAAGAGCUACUUCGACUGCUGAAUUGCUGGUUCAAGGUGAAGAAGUAGUACCCGCUAAAAAGACAAAGACAAUUGUUUCGACUGCUCAGAUUUCGGAAACAAGACAAACCCGAAUUGAAAAGAAGAUUGAAGCCCACUUUGAUGCCAGAUCAAUUGCAACAGUUGAGAUGGUCAUGGACGGUGCUGCUGGGCAACAGCUGCCACAUAAAACACCUCCCAGGAUUCCUCCUAAGCCAAAGUCAAGGUCUCCAACACCACCAUCCAUUGCUGCCAAAGCACAGCUGUCUCGACAGCAGUCUCCAUCACCAAUAAGACACUCCCCUUCCCCGGUCAGACAUGUGCGGGCACCGACCCCGUCUCCAGUCAGGUCCGUGUCUCCAGCCGCAAGGAUCUCCACGUCCCCCAUCAGAUCCGUGAGGUCUCCGUUACUCACACGUAAGACCCAGGCAUCUGCCCUGGCCACAGGCCCUGAAGUGCCUCCCCCGUGGAAGCAGGAGGGCUACGUGGCCUCCUCAACUGAGGCUGAGAUGAGAGAGACGACGCUGACAAGCUCGACUCAGAUCCGGAGGGAAGAGCGGUGGGAAGGGAGAUACGGCGUCCAGGAGCAAGUGACCAUCAGCGGAGCUGCGGGCGCUGCCGCCAGGGUGUCGGCCGAGGCUGUCGAGGCCGGCGCGAAGGAGGUGAAACAAGAAACUGACAAAAGUGCAGCUGUUGCGACUGUCGUUGCUGCUGUUGAUAUGGCGAGAGUGAGAGAACCAGUUAUCAGCGCUGUAGAGCAGACUGCUCAGAGGACAACUACAACCACGACUGCUGUGCGCGUCCAACCUGCUCAGGAACAGGUACGAAAAGAGGCGGAGAGGACUGCUGUAACUAAGGUAGCAGUGGCCGCCGAUAAAACCAAAGAACAGGAAUUAAAAACAAGAGCCAGAGAAGUAAUUACCACAAAGCAAGAGCAGAUGCACGUAACUCAUGAGCAGAUAAGAAAAGAAACUGAAAAAACAUUUGUACCAAAGGUAGUAAUUUCUGCUGCCAAAGCCAGAGAACAAGAAACUAGAAUUACUGGAGAAAUUACUACAAAACAAGAACAAAAAGAAGUAACUCAAAAAACAAUAAUGAAGGAAACUAGAAAAACAGUGGUACCUAAAGUCAUAGUUGCCACACCCAAAGUCAAAGAACAAGAUUUAGUAUCAAGAAGUAGAGAAGGCAUCACUACCAAAAGAGAACAAGUUCAAAUAACUCAGGAAAAGAUGAGAAAGGAAGCUGAGAAAACUGCCUUGUCUACGAUAGCAGUUGCGACUGCUAAAGCCAAAGAACAAGAAACAAUACUGAGAACUAGAGAAGGAAUGGCUGCUAGACAAGAACAAAUCCAGGUUACCCAUGGAAAGGUGGACAUUGGAAAGAAGGCUGAAGCUGUAGCAACAGUUGUUGCUGCGGUAGACCAGGCUCGUGUUAGAGAGCCCAGAGAACCCAGGCCUCCUGAAGAGUCCUACGCUCAGCAGACCACUUUGGAGUACGGAUAUAAGGAACAGGUUUCUGCCGCAAAGGUAGCUGAGCACCCCCAGCGUCCAGCCUCAGUACCCCAUGUUGUCCCGAAAGCAGUCAAGCCUAGAGUGAUCCAGGCUCCUUCUGAGACUCAUAUCAAAACUACUGAUCAAAUGGGAAUGCAUAUAUCAUCACAGAUCAAGACAACUACAGAUCUAACAACUGAAAGAUUAGUCCAUGUGGAUAAACGCCCCCGCACCGCAAGCCCUCACUUUACCGUUUCAAAAAUUUCUGUUCCUAAGACGGAACAUGGAUACGAGGCGUCAAUAGCCGGUAGUGCUAUUGCUACAUUGCAAAAAGAGUUGUCAGCCACAUCUUCUGCUCAGAAGAUCACCAAAUCGGUGAAGGCUCCUACCGUGAAGCCCACUGAGGCCAGAGUAAGGGCAGAGCCCACCCCGUCGCCACAGUUCCCCUUCACUGGCCCACCAGAUACUUAUAAGAGUCAGGCUGGCAUUGAAGUGAAAAAGGAAGUAGGGGUGAGCAUCACUGGCACCACCGUCCGUGAAGAGCACCUCGAAGUCCUACACGGGCGUGCAGCCAAGGUAACAGAAACAGCAAGAGUGCCCGCACCUGUUGAAGUUCCUGUGACUCCACCAACUUUGGUCUCGGGCUUAAAAAAUGUGACUGUCAUAGAAGGUGAAUCUGUCACCUUAGAGUGCCACAUCUCUGGAUACCCAUCCCCAACAGUGACAUGGUACAGGGAAGACUACCAAAUCGAAAGUUCCAUUGACUUCCAGAUAACCUUCCAGAGUGGAAUCGCUCGUCUGAUAAUUCGCGAAGCCUUCGCAGAAGACAGCGGGCGAUUCACUUGCACUGCUGUGAACGAGGCUGGAACCGUCAGCACGUCCUGCUAUCUAGCUGUCCAGGUGUCAGAAGAAUUUGAAAAGGAAACAACUGUGGCUGAGAAAUAUACCACAGAAGAGAAACGCUUUGUCGAAUCAAGAGAUGUGGUAAUGACUGACACUAGCAUCACAGAAGAACAAGCAGGGCCAGGAGAACCUACUGCACCCUUCUUCAUUACAAAACCAGUGGUCCAGAAGCUGGUGGAAGGUGGGAGCGUGGCGUUCGUAUGCCAGGUUGGCGGCAACCCAAGGCCCCAUGUCUACUGGAAAAAAUCUGGUGUUCCUCUAACCACUGGAUACAGAUACAAAGUGAGUUACAACAAACAAACCGGUGAAUGCAAACUGGUGAUUUCUAUGACUUUUGCCGAUGAUGCUGGAGAAUACACUAUUGUUAUUCGUAACAAGCAUGGAGAAAUUUCUGCAUCAGCUUCCUUGCUUCAAGAAGCUGAAUAUGAGUCACUGAUGAAGUCUCAGCAAGAAAUGCUUUAUCAGACGCAAGUGACUGCAUUUGUUGAAGAACCCAAAGUUGGAGAAAUAGCACCUGGUUUUGGAUAUUCUGACUAUGAAAAAGAGUAUGAAAAAGAACAGGCCUUAAUUAGAAAGAAGAUGGCCAAAGACACUGUAGUGGUCAGAACUUUUGUAGAAGACCAGGAAUUCCAUAUUUCUUCCUUUGAAGAGAGGCUUAUUAAGGAAAUUGAAUAUAGAAUAAUAAAGACUACAUUAGAAGAACUUCUUGAAGAAGAUGGAGAAGAGAAGAUGGCAGUUGACGUUUCCGAAUCCGAAGCUGUUGAAUCAGCAUUUGAAUUAAGAAUCAAGAAUUACAGAAUUCUCGAGGGGAUGAGUGUCACUUUUCAUUGCAAGAUGUCUGGAUAUCCAUUACCCAAGAUUGCAUGGUACAAAGAUGGCAAGCGCAUCAAACAUGGAGAAAGAUACCAAAUGGACUUUCUACAGGAUGGCAGAGCUAGUCUGCGCAUACCUGUUGUUCUUCCAGAAGAUGAAGGAAUCUAUACGGCAUUUGCCAGCAACAUGAAAGGAAAUGCAAUUUGCUCUGGGAAGCUGUAUGUGGAGCCUGCCGCACCAUUUAGUGCUCCAACUUACAUACCCACACCAGAGCCAGUGAGCAGAAUCAGAUCUAUCUCUCCACGCUCAGUGAGCAGGUCUCCUAUACGCAUGUCCCCAGCAAGAAUGUCCCCUGCACGAAUGUCCCCUGCAAUGUCCCCUGCAAGGAUGUCCCCUGCACGGAUGUCCCCUGGACGUAGGCUGGAGGAAACAGAUGAGUCACAACUUGAGAGACUAUAUAAGCCAGUCUUUGUGCUAAAACCCACUUCUUUCAAAUGUUUAGAAGGGCAGACUGCCAGAUUUGACUUAAAGGUCGUGGGUAGACCCAUGCCAGAGACACUCUGGUUUCAUGAUGGCCAGCAAAUUGUCAAUGACUAUACUCAUAAAGUGGUCAUUAAAGAAGAUGGUACUCAGUCACUAAUCAUCGUCCCAGCAACACCCAGUGAUUCUGGGGAAUGGACUGUGGUUGCCCAAAACAGGGCAGGCAGAUCUUCAAUUUCAAUGCUUUUAACUGUGGAAGCUGUGGAACAUCAGAUAAAACCCAUGUUUGUGGAAAAACUGAAAAAUGUCAACAUAAAGGAAGGUUCCCGACUUGAAAUGAAAGUCAGAGCUACAGGCAACCCCAACCCUGACAUCGUAUGGUUGAAAAAUAGCGACAUCAUUGUACCUCAUAAAUAUCCCAAAAUCAGAAUUGAAGGAACCAAGGGAGAAGCUGCCCUUAAAAUCGAAUCCACUGUCAGCCAAGACUCCGCCUGGUAUACUGCAACUGCUAUUAACAAGGCUGGCCGAGACACCACAAGAUGUAAAGUCAAUGUUGAAGUUGAGUUUGCAGAGCCUGAACCAGAGAGAAGAUUAAUCAUCCCUCGAGGAACAUACAGAGCAAAGGAGAUCGCAGCCCCAGAACUGGAGCCCCUCCACUUGCGAUAUGGUCAAGAACAAUGGGAAGAGGGUGACCUCUAUGACAAAGAGAAACAACAGAAACCAUUUUUCAAGAAAAAACUCACUUCCUUAAGACUCAAACGCUUUGGGCCUGCCCACUUUGAAUGCAGGCUUACACCGAUUGGUGACCCAACGAUGGUGGUGGAAUGGCUCCACGAUGGGAAGCCACUCGAAGCAGCCAACAGGCUCCGCAUGAUCAAUGAGUUCGGGUACUGCAGCCUUGACUAUGCAGUGGCAUAUUCUAGAGACAGUGGUAUCAUUACCUGCAGAGCCACGAACAAAUACGGAACAGAUCACACUUCUGCUACCCUUAUUGUGAAAGAUGAGAAAAGCCUUGUGGAAGAAUCACAGUUGCCUGAGGGGAGAAAAGGCUUACAGAGAAUUGAAGAGUUAGAGAGAAUGGCUCACGAAGGUGCACUUACUGGUGUAACCGUGGAUCAGAAAGAAAAGCAGAAGCCGGACAUCGUCUUAUUCCCAGAGCCAGUAAGAGUCCUUGAAGGGGAGACCGCUAGGUUCCGCUGCCGAGUCACAGGCUACCCUCAGCCCAAAGUCAACUGGUACCUCAAUGGACAGCUCAUCCGUAAAAGCAAAAGGUUCAGAGUUCGCUACGAUGGCAUUCAUUACCUGGACAUCGUGGAUUGCAAAUCCUACGACACAGGUGAAGUGAAGGUCACCGCAGAAAAUCCUGAAGGUGUGAUAGAACAUAAAGUGAAACUCGAGAUCCAACAGAGGGAAGACUUUAGGUCUGUCCUUAGGCGAGCUCCUGAACCAAAGCCUGAAUUUCAUGUACACGAACCAGGAAAACUUCAGUUUGAAGUGCAGAAGGUGGAUAGGCCUGUUGAUACCACAGAAAAAGAAGUUGUCAAGUUGAAAAGGGCUGAAAGAAUUACCCAUGAAAAAGUGUCUGAAGAGUCGGAAGAGCUGCGUAGUAAGUUCAAGCGCAGAACAGAGGAGGGAUAUUAUGAAGCCAUCACUGCUGUGGAGCUCAAGUCUCGUAAGAAGGAUGACUCCUAUGAGGAGCUCCUAAAGAAGACGAAAGAUGAACUUCUCCACUGGACCAAGGAGUUAACCGAAGAGGAGAAGAAAGCCCUUAUGGAAGAAGGCAAAAUCACUAUUCCAACUUUUAAACCUGAUAAAAUUGAACUAAGUCCUAGUAUGGAGGCCCCCAAAAUCUUUGAAAAAAUCCAAAGCCAAACAGUGGGUCAAGGAUCUGAUGCACACUUCCGGGUCAGAGUUGUGGGGAAGCCAGACCCUGAAUGUGAAUGGUACAAAAAUGGGGUGAAGAUUGAACGGUCCGACCGCAUCUACUGGUACUGGCCUGAGGACAAUGUUUGUGAACUGGUCAUAAGAGAUGUGACUGCCGAGGACUCUGCCAGCAUUAUGGUCAAAGCCAUCAACAUAGCUGGGGAAACCUCCAGUCAUGCAUUCUUACUUGUCCAAGCCAAGCAAUUGAUCACUUUCACACAGGACUUACAAGAUGUUGUUGCUAAGGAAAAAGACACCAUGGCAACCUUUGAAUGCGAAACUUCAGAGCCAUUUGUCAAAGUGAAAUGGUAUAAAGAUGGUAUGGAAAUUCAUGCAGGAGAUAAAUACAAGAUGCACUCUGACAGGAAGGUCCACUUCCUCUCCAUACUGACCAUUGACGCAUCUGAUGCUGAAGACUACAGCUGUGCACUUGUGGAAGAUGAAGACGUCAAAACAACAGCAAAACUUACUGUGGAAGGUGCAGUUGUUGAGUUUGUGAAAGAACUUCAGGACAUAGAAGUUCCAGAAUCAUUCUCAGGAGAGUUAGAGUGUAUCGUAACCCCAGAAAAUAUAGAAGGCAAAUGGUAUCAUAAUGGCGUGGAGCUUAAAUCCAAUGGGAAAUACACAAUUACAUCUCGCCGUGGACGUCAGAACCUCACAGUCAAGGAUGUAACCAAAGAAGACCAGGGAGAAUACACCUUUGUCAUUGAUGGGAAAAAGACAGCCUGUAAACUAAAGAUGAAGCCCCGCCCCAUUGCCAUCCUACAAGGACUUAGUGAUCAGAAAGUCUGCGAGGGUGACAUUGUUCAGCUUGAAGUUAAAGUCUCCUUAGAAAAUGUGGAAGGCGUCUGGAUGAAGGAUGGGCAGGAGGUGCAGCCCAGCGACAGGGUUCACGUUGUGAUAGACAAACAGUCUCACAUGCUGCUCAUUGAAGACAUGACUAAGGAAGAUGCCGGAAACUACUCCUUCACCAUUCCAGCCCUUGGGCUCUCCACCAGCGGCCGCGUCUCCGUCUACAGUGUUGAUGUGGUAACACCUCUAAAAGAUGUCAACGUGCUUGAGGGUACCAAGGCUGUGCUCGAAUGUAAGGUCUCAGUCCCGGAUGUGACUUCCGUUAAAUGGUACUUAGAUGAUGAGCAGAUCAAGCCUGAUGAUCGCGUGCAGGCCAUUGUCAAAGGCACAAAGCAGCGACUAGUGAUAAACCGGACUCACGCGUCAGACGAGGGGCCUUACAAGCUCAUGGUUGGCAGAGUGGAAACCAGCUGUAAUCUCUCUGUAGAAAAAAUUAAAAUCAUCAGAGGUCUUCAUGACCUUACCUGUACAGAAACACAAAAUGUGGUCCUGGAGGUUGAGCUGUCCCACUCAGGAAUUGAUGUCUUGUGGAAUUUUAAGGAUAAAGAGAUCAAACCCAGUUCUAAAUAUAAAAUUGAAGCUCAUGGGAAAAUAUACAAACUGACAGUGCUAAAUAUGAUGAAGGAUGAUGAAGGGAAAUAUACAUUUUAUGCUGGAGAAAACAUGACAUCUGGAAAACUUAAUGUGGCAGGUGGGGCCAUCUCCAAGCCACUCACAGAUCAGACUGUGGCUGAAUCCCAGGAAGCCGUGUUUGAAUGUGAAGUUGCCAACCCAGAUUCAGAAGGCGAAUGGCUGAGGGAUGGCAAACACCUGCCCCUUAGUAACAUCAUCAAAAGCGAAUCUGAUGGCCGCAAAAGGAGACUUAUCAUUGCCGCCACCAAAUUAGAUGACGUGGGAGAAUACACCUACAAAGUGGCCACCUCUAAAACAUCUGCCAAACUCAAAGUUGAAGCUGUCAAAAUCAAGAAGACUCUGAAGAACCUCACAGUGACAGAAACGCAAGAUGCUGUUUUCACUGUCGAGCUUACACACCCUAAUGUCAAAGGUGUUCAGUGGAUUAAAAAUGGGGUUGUGCUCCAAUCCAACGACAAGUAUGAUAUCUCAGUCAAAGGGGCAAUUUACUCUCUGAGAAUUAAAAACUGCGCCAUCGUCGAUGAGUCUGUUUAUGGCUUCAGACUUGGAAAGCUAGGAGCCAGUGCCAGACUACAUGUUGAAACUGUCAAGAUCAUUAAAAAGCCAAAGGAUGUGACUGCCUUGGAAAAUGCCACCGUUGCUUUUGAAGUUAGUGUUUCCCAUGACACAGUUCCUGUAAAAUGGUUCCAUAAGAAUGUGGAGAUUAAGCCAAGUGAGAAACACAGACUGGUCUCAGAAAGGAAGGUCCACAAGCUGAUGCUGCAGAAUAUCGCCCCCUCGGAUGCUGGGGAGUAUACAGCAGUGGUGGGGCAGCUGGAAUGCAAGGCAAAGCUCUUUGUGGAGACAUUACAUAUUACAAAGACCAUGAAAAAUAUCGAGGUCCCUGAGACCAAAACUGCCUCCUUUGAGUGCGAGGUGUCCCACUUCAAUGUCCCUUCCACGUGGCUGAAGAAUGGAGUGGAGAUCGAAAUGAGUGACAAGUUCAAGAUAGUUGUGCAAGGAAAACUCCAUCAGCUGAUCAUCAUGAACACCAGCACAGAGGACUCAGCAGAAUACACGUUUGUCUGUGGCAAUGACCAAGUCAGUGCCACACUGACAGUGACCCCAAUCAUGAUUACAUCCAUGUUGAAGGACAUCAAUGCUGAAGAGAAAGACACCAUUACCUUUGAAGUGACAGUGAACUAUGAAGGCAUCUCUUACAAAUGGUUGAAGAAUGGUGUGGAAAUCAAAUCAACUGACAGGUGCCAGAUGAGAACCAAAAAGCUCACACACUCACUGAACAUCAGGAAUGUUCACUUUGGGGAUGCUGCUGACUACACGUUUGUUGCUGGGAAGGCUACAUCCACAGCCACCCUUUAUGUGGAAGCCCGCCAUAUAGAAUUUAGAAAACACAUUAAGGAUAUCAAAGUUCUUGAGAAGAAGCGAGCCAUGUUUGAAUGUGAAAUUUCUGAACCUGACAUCACCGUGCAGUGGAUGAAAGAUGGCCAAGAACUGCAGAUCGAAGACAGAAUAAAGAUUCAGAAGGAAAAAUAUGUCCACCGCCUUCUGAUCCCGUCCAGCCGAAUGUCCGAUGCUGGGCAAUACGCAGUGGUGGCGGGAGGCAACAUGUCAAAAGCUAACCUCAUUGUGGAGGGCAGAGAUGUCCGCAUCCGCAGUAUUAAAAAAGAAGUUCAGGUCAUUGAGAAACAGCGUGCUGUCAUUGAGUUUGAAGUCAAUGAAGACGAUGUUGAUGCCCACUGGUAUAAAGAUGGCAUUGAAAUCAAUUUCCAAGUUCAAGAAAGACACAAAUAUGUGGUGGAGAGGAGAAUCCACCGGAUGUUUAUCUCUGAGACCAGACAUAGUGAUGCGGGCGAAUAUACCUUCAAGGCAGGAAGGAACAGGAGUUCUGUGACUCUCUAUGUUAAUGCUCCUGAACCACCCCAAGUUCUGCAGGAGCUCCAGCCUGUGACUGUGCAGUCUGGCAAGCCUGCUCGCUUCUGUGCUGUGAUAUCUGGCAGACCACAGCCCAAAAUUUCCUGGUACAAGGAAGAGCAGCUGCUUUCCACUGGCUUCAAGUGCAAAUUUCUUCAUGAUGGGCAAGAGUACACGCUUUUGCUAAUUGAAGCCUUCCCAGAGGAUGCGGCUGUCUACACCUGUCAAGCCAAGAAUGACUAUGGGGUUGCCACAACAUCAGCUUCACUUUCAGUGGAAGUUCCAGAAGUUGUGUCUCCUGAUCAGGAAAUGCCAGUUUAUCCUCCUGCCAUCAUCACCCCACUUCAGGACACUGCCACUUCCGAAGGACAGCCAGCCCGUUUUCAAUGCAGAGUCUCUGGAACAGAUCUGAAAGUGUCUUGGUACAGCAAGGACAAGAAAAUCAAGCCAUCUCGGUUCUUUAGAAUGACUCAAUUUGAAGACACUUACCAACUGGAAAUUGCUGAAGCUUAUCCAGAAGAUGAAGGAACCUAUACUUUUGUUGCUAGUAAUGCUGUAGGCCAAGUGUCAAGUACAGCCAACUUGCGACUAGAAGUGCAAGCCCUAGAUAGGCAGAGUUCUGGGAAAGAUGUAAGAGAGUCCACCAAGCCCCAGAGAGUGGCAGAUUCCUCUUUCACAAAACAGGAGAUCAGAGUAUCCCAGAAGGAAAUUAAGUCAUUUCAAGAAUCGUCACAUGAAUAUGAAGUGCAGGUUUCUGAAAGCGUAUCUCAAAGUUCCACCCACACAGCUGCAUCCUUUCAAGGCAUAGAGUUGCAGCACACCGGGUCCCUUUCACAAAUUGCAGAAAGCACUGAGUUCUUUGAGAAACGCACCGAAGAGUCAAUGGGUGAGCAGCCACAGAUUCUCCUGCAUCUUCAGGACCUCACUGUAAAGUGUGGCGACACUGCUCAGUUCCUCUGUGUUUUAGAAGAUGAAUCUUUCAUUGAUGUAACCUGGACUCAUGAAGGUGUAAAGAUAGAGGAAUCUGAGAGAGUGAAGCAAUCACAGGACGGAAAUAUACAAUUUCUUACCAUAUGUAAUGUUCAGCUGGUAGACCAAGGACUUUACAGCUGCAUUGCACACAAUGACUUUGGAGAGAAGACCACAUCAGCAGUACUAAGCGUAGAAGGUGCCCCUGAAUCAAUUUUGCAUGAGAGGAUUGAAGAACAGAUUGAGAUGGAAAUGAAAGAGUUUUCUAGUUCUCUUCUGUAUGCUGAGGAAGAAGGACUUCAAACCUAUAGCUCUGACCUUCAGUUAGCUAAUAUGAAAGAAACACUUGAACUUCUAUCUGAACCUCCAGUUCAUUCAACUCAAUUUGAUUCCACAAAGGAAGGCAGUGUUCCAAUUUUCAUCAAAGAAGUGUCAAAUGCUGAAAUAAGCAAGGGUGAUGUGGCUACACUGUCUGUGACUGUCACCGGCAUCCCCAAGCCCAAAAUUCAGUGGUUCUUUAAUGGAAUAUUGUUAACCCCUUCCGCUGACUACAAAUUUGUUUUUGAUGGUGAUGAUCAUAGCCUGAUCAUUCUGUUCACCAAAUUUGAGAAUGAGGGAGAGUAUACAUGUAUAGCCAGUAAUGAAUAUGGAAAGAUAGCAUGUAGUGCCUACCUGAAGAUAAAUUCCAGAGAAGAGGGACACAAAGAGACAGAAACAGAGUCAGCAGUGGACAGAUCUCUGGAACAGCAUAAAGGGCCUUGUCCUCCUUACUUCCUUAAGGAGGUAAAGCCAGUUCACUGUGCCCAAGGGCUCCCUGCCAUCUUUGAGUACGCAGUGGUUGGAGAGCCUGCCCCCACUGUUUCCUGGUUCAAAGAAAACAAGCAGCUUUGCACCAAUGUUUAUUACACUAUUAUUCAUAACCCAGAUGGUUCUGGGAGAUUCAUCGUCAAUGACCCUCAGAGGGAAGACAGCGGCCUCUAUGUCUGUAAGGCGGAGAAUGUGUGGGGGGAGUCCACCUGUGCUGCAGACCUGCUUGUGCACCUGGAAGACACAGACAGGAUUGAUGCCCCCUGCAAAGCCAAGUCCAUACCACAGGCUCCUGAAGAUUAUCCACAGACGUCAGUAAAGGGUCCUGUGGUUGAGGCAUUUGACUCAGAGCAAGAAAUUGCAACUUUCGUAAAAGACACCAUUUUGAAAGCAGCUUUAAUUGCAGAAGAAAAGCAGCAGCUUUCUUAUGAGCAUAUUUUUCAAACCAAUGAAUUGAGCAGUCAAGUUUCUUUAAGAGCUCAGCAAUCGCAAUCCACCGUUAUUUUGGAGCAGGUCAUGCCCACCCCUGAAAGCACCAGGGAACUUCUUUCCGUUAAUGGCACUAUUCACGUUCAGCCCAUCAAGGAACCAUCUCCCAAUCUACAGCUACAGAUCGUCCAGUCCCAGAAAACUCUCUCCAAGGAAGAUAUUUUAAUGCUUCAUGAGCCUGUGCCACAGGUGGUUCUAUCUGAUACUGAAAAGAUGUUCCCAAGUGCUACGUCCAUACAACAAGCCAGUUCAUUAACAGUGGAGCCUCUAAAAACUUUAUUAGCUGAUCCUGAAGGGAGUUAUCCACAGUCUUCAACAGAACCUCCAGCACAUUCUUAUCCAACUUCUGUGGCUGAGGAAGUACAUUUACCAAAAGAAAAGACAGUCUCUAAAGCCAACGAAGGGCAAAGCAUGACUCUUCAAAAGCAAGAAACACACAGUGCCCUCAUCCUGAGCCAGAGCUUGGCUGAGGGAAAAGUAGAAAGUCUCAAGGGUCCUGACGUCAUGAUCCCUCAGGUAAACUAUGAGCCCCAGGUGCCUUCAGAACACACGUGCACAGAAGAAGGUGAAAUCUUGAUGGAAAGUAUAGACCAACUUGGCAGUGCAGGGCAGGAUGUCGCAGUCAGAACUGAGGAAGGCAAGUCCUUGGGGUUUCCACUAGCAUUUGAAGAAAACCAGGUGCUGCUCAAAGAACAUGCUGGCAACUUAGCAAUACCCCCAAGCCAAACCAGUGAGUCUAAAAGAGAGCCCACUGCAGUGCAGAGAGUGCAGGAAGUACAAGGGAGGGACAUUCUUUCUAAGGAAAGUUUGCUCUCUGGUAUGCCAGAAGAGCAGCGAUUAAACUUGAAGACACAGAUCCGCAGGGCUUUGCAAGCAGCAGUGGCCAGUGAGCAACCAGCUCUGUUCUCUGAGUGGUUAAGAAACAUUGAAAAGGUGGAGGUCAAGGCCAUCACCUUCACCCAAGAGCCCGAACAGGUCAGGUGCACCUACCUUAUCACCUCAGUGAAUUCUCUAACAGAAGAAAUAACCAUCACUAUUGAAGGCAUCGAUCCUCAAAUGGCUAACCUGAAAACUGAACUCAGGGAUGCUUUCUGCUCCAUUAUAUGUGAAGAAAUAAACAUCUUAAUAGCUGAGGGAGCUAGAAUACAGCAAGAAGCCAAAACAGAUUUUCAGGAAGAAACGGAUUCUUUUUCAGAUUCACAGAAGGUUGAAGCAAUGCCUGAACCAGACAUCAAGUCUAAAUAUCUUAUCUCAACAGAAGAGGUCAGUUAUUCUAUUGUAGAAAGUCAGAUUAAAGAUGCCAAAACCACAACUGCCACUGAUGGGGUUGUUUCAGCGGAUAUCUCUGAUGAAAAACAGGAUAAGAUUCUAAAACUAUCUGAGGACAAAGAGAAGUCCUCAGAAAGUGGUGCUGAGGAGGGUGACACAAUAAAGACACAGGAAGCUGAGGGUAACCUAAUCAAAGAGGACAGGCCCGUUAUACUUACACCCUUAGUGGACAUUUCUUCUGAGGAGGGUGACAUCGUAUACCUCACAUCAUCCAUAUCAAAUGCUAAAGAGGUGAAUUGGUAUUUUGAGAGUAAACUGGUGGCUUCAGACGAAAAGUUCAAGUGUUUACAAGAUCAAAAUACAUACACGCUAGUGAUCAACAGAGUAAAUACUGAAGACCAUCAAGGACAGUAUAUCUGUGAGGCCCUGAAUGACAACGGAAAAGCAGCAACUUCAGCAAAACUCACUGUAGCAAAAAGAGCUGCCCCAGUGAUCAAGAGGAGAAUUGAGCCUCUAGAAGUAGCACUGGGCCACCUAGCCAAAUUCACCUGUGAGAUCCAAAUUGCCCCCAAUGUCCGGUUCCAGUGGUUUAAAGCUGGCCGAGAAAUUUAUGAGAGUGACAAGUGUUCUAUUCGAUCUGCGAAGUAUCUCUCCAGCCUGGAGAUCCUGAGAACCCAGGUUGUUGACUGCGGCGAGUACACCUGCAAAGCUUCCAAUGAGUAUGGCAGUGUCAGCUGUACAGCCACGCUAACUGUGACAGUGCCUUCAGUUGAAAAGAAAGUUCGCAAAUUACUUCCUGAACCCAAACCUCAACCAAAGGAAGAAGUUGUUCUGAAAAGCGUUCUAAGAAAGAGGCCUGAAGAAGAAGAACCUAAAGUAGAACCGAAAAAAGUAGAAAAAGUUAAAAAACCUACAGUACCAGAACCGCCUCCAAAAGCCGUCGAAGAGGUGGAAGUGCCUCCUGUUAAGAAAAGGGAAAGGAAAAUUCCUGAACCAACAAAAGUGCCUGAAAUUAAGCCAGCAAUACCUCUCCCUGGACCUGAAGCUAAACCAAAGCCUGAACCAGAAGUGAAAACAAUCAAACCACCUCCCAUGGAGCCCACACCAACGCCCAUCGCUGCCCCCGUGACGGUGCCGGUGGUUGGAAAGAAAGCAGAAGCCAAGCCUAAGGAGGAGGCUGCCAAACCCAAAGGUCCCAUUAAAGGUGUAGCCAAGAAGACCCCUUCACCCAUAGAAAUCGAGAGGAAAAAGCUAAGGCCAGGCAGUGGUGGGGAGAAACCUCCCGAUGAGGCACCAUUCUCCUACCAGCUAAAGGCUGUGCCACUGAAGUUUGUGAAAGAAAUCCAAGACAUCGUCUUGACCGAGUCUGAGUUUGUUGGCUCUUCUGCCAUCUUUGAGUGUUUAGUCUCUCCCUCCACUGCAAUCACAACCUGGAUGAAAGACGGCAGCAAUAUCCGCGAGAGCCCAAAGCACAGGUUCAUCGCAGAUGGCAAAGACAGAAAGCUACACAUCAUUGACGUGCAGCUUUCCGAUGCUGGCGAAUACACCUGUGUUUUACGUUUGGGAAACAAAGAAAAGACCUCCACAGCUAAACUCGUCGUAGAAGAACUUCCCGUGCGUUUUGUGAAAACCCUGGAGGAGGAAGUCACCGUGGUCAAAGGACAGCCCUUGUACUUAAGCUGUGAGUUAAACAAAGAGCGUGAUGUGGUCUGGAGGAAGGAUGGCAAGAUUGUGGUGGAGAAACCUGGUCGAAUCGUGCCCGGUGUCAUCGGCUUGUUGCGAGCCCUGACCAUCAAUGACGCCGAUGACACAGAUGCUGGGACAUACACAGUUACUGUGGAAAACGCCAACAACCUCGAAUGCUCGUCUUGUGUAAAAGUAGUAGAAGUCAUAAGAGAUUGGCUGGUGAAACCUAUCCGAGACCAGCAUGUGAAACCCAAGGGCACAGCUAUAUUCGCCUGUGACAUAGCUAAAGAUACUCCAAACAUUAAGUGGUUCAAAGGCUAUGAUGAACUCCCGCUGGAACCAACUGACAAGACUGAAAUACUGAGAGAUGGAAACCAUCUAUUCCUCAAAAUCAAGAAUGCCAUGCCAGAAGAUAUUGGUGAAUACGCAGUGGAAAUUGAAGGGAAAAGAUACCCAGCAAAGCUGACACUUGGAGACCGUGAAGUUGAACUGCUUAAACCAAUAGAGGAUGUUACCAUUUAUGAGAAGGAAAGUGCAAGCUUCGAUGCAGAGAUCUCUGAGGCAGACAUUCCUGGACAAUGGAAACUGAAGGGAGAGCUGCUAAGGCCCUCACCUACCUGUGAAAUUAAAGCAGAAGGAGGAAAACGCUUCUUAACUUUGCACAAAGUCAAACUGGACCAAGCUGGUGAAGUCCUGUACCAGGCCCUCAAUGCAAUUACAACCGCCAUUUUGACAGUAAAAGAAAUCGAACUUGACUUUGCUGUGCCCCUGAAGGAUGUCACUGUUCCAGAAAGGCGACAGGCUCGAUUCGAAUGUGUCCUCACCAGAGAGGCAAAUGUUAUAUGGUCAAAAGGACCAGAUAUAAUCAAGUCAUCUGACAAAUUUGAUAUCAUCGCCGAUGGGAAGAAGCACAUUCUUGUUAUCAAUGAUUCUCAAUUUGAUGAUGAAGGCGUAUACACGGCUGAGGUGGAGGGCAAGAAGACCUCAGCACGGUUAUUUGUUACAGGUGUCAGACUGAAAUUCAUAUCACCUCUUGAAGAUCAAACAGUGAAAGAAGGUGAAACAGCCACUUUUGUUUGUGAGCUUUCUCAUGAAAAAAUGCACGUGGUCUGGUUCAAAAAUGAUGCCAAACUCCACACAAGCAGAACAGUCCUCAUCUCCUCCGAGGGCAAGACCCACAAAUUGGAAAUGAGAGAAGUGACGCUGGAUGACAUCUCUCAGAUAAAAGCCCAAGUCAAGGACCUGAGCUCCACCGCACAUCUAAAGGUCAUAGAGGCUGAUCCUUACUUCACCGUGAAAUUACAUGACAAAACUGGAGUCGAGAAGGAUGAGAUUAUUUUGAAGUGCGAAGUGAGCAAAGACGUGCCAGUGAAAUGGUUCAAAGAUGGGGAAGAGAUCGUCCCUUCACCCAAACACUCUAUCAAGACAGACGGCCUGCGCCGCAUCUUAAAAAUCAAAAAGGCCGAACUGAAAGAUAAAGGCGAAUACAUGUGUGACUGUGGUACAGACAAGACACAGGCCAACCUGACUGUGGAGGCUCGACUAAUUAAAGUGGAAAAGCCUCUGUAUGGAGUAGAGCUGUUCGUUGGUGAAACAGCCCGCUUUGAAGUUGAGCUUUCUGAGCCAGAUGUUCAUGGCCAGUGGAAGUUAAAAGGGCAGCCUCUGACUGCUUCCCCUGAUUGUGAAAUCAUUGAAGAUGGGAAGAAGCACACUCUGAUUCUUUACAACUGUCAGCUGGAUAUGACAGGCGAGGUUUCCUUCCAGGCUGCUAAUGCUAAAUCUGCAGCCAAUCUGAAAGUGAAAGAACUGCCUCUUAUCUUCAUCACACCUCUCAGUGAUGUCAAAGUCUUGGAGAAGGAUGAGGCUAAGUUUGAGUGUGAAGUGUCCCGGGAGCCCAAAACAUUCCGUUGGCUAAAAGGAACCCAGGAAAUCACAGGUGAUGACAAAAUUGAGCUUAUAAAGGAUGGCACGAAACAUUCAAUGGUGAUCAAGUCAGCCGCUUUUGAAGAUGAAGGAAAGUACAUCUUUGAAGCUGAAGACAAGCACACAAGCGGCAAACUGAUUAUUGAAGGAAUCCGGCUUAAAUUCCUCACCCCUCUCAAGGAUGUAACCGCCAAAGAGAAGGAAACUGCUGUGUUUACCGUGGAGUUGUCCCACGAUAACAUCCGAGUUAAAUGGUUCAAGAAUGACCAGCGCCUGCACACCACCAGGCGGAUCUCCAUGGACGAUGAAGGGAAAACUCAUUCAAUCACAUUCAAAGACCUGUCUAUGGAUGACACCUCCCAAAUUAAAGUAGAGGCUAUGGGGCUAAGUUCAGAAGCUAAGCUUACUGUGCUUGAGGGAGAUCCAUACUUUACAGGAAAGCUUCAAGAUUACACCGCCGUAGAGAAAGACGAAGUGAUUCUACAGUGCGAAAUUAGCAAAGCAGAUGCUCCAGUGAAAUGGUUUAAGGAUGGGAAGGAAAUAAAACCGUCCCCAAAUGCUGUCAUUAAGGCAGACGGCAAGAAGCGCAUGCUUAUCCUAAAGAAAGCUCUGAAAUCAGAUAUCGGACAGUACACCUGUGACUGCGGAACAGAUAAAACCUCGGGAAAACUUAACAUUGAGGAUCGGGAAAUUAAACUGGUCCGGCCGCUGCACAGCGUGGAGGUGAUAGAAACGGAGACAGCCCGCUUUGAAACAGAAAUCUCUGAAGAAGAUAUCCAUGCCAACUGGAAACUGAAGGGAGAGGCCCUGCUCCAAACACCUGAUUGUGAGAUUAAGGAAGAAGGCAAAGUGCAUUUCCUCAUUUUGCACAACUGCCGCCUGGACCAGACGGGUGGGGUAGAUUUCCAAGCUGCCAACGUUAAAUCUAGUGCCCACCUCCGAGUUAAGCCACGAGUAAUUGGUCUUCUGAGGCCCCUAAAGGAUGUCACCGUGACUGCAGGGGAAACAGCCACUUUCGACUGCGAGCUGUCUUACGAGGAUAUCCCAGUGGAAUGGUAUCUCAAAGGGAAGAAACUAGAGCCCAGUGAUACGGUGGUCACACGUUCGGAAGGAAAAGUUCAUACGCUUACCCUGAGAGAUGUAAAGUUAGAAGAUGCUGGGGAAGUCCAACUAACAGCCAAAGAUUUCAAAACUCAAGCCAACCUCUUUGUGAAAGAACCCCCAGUUGAAUUCACUAAGCCCCUUGAGGACCAGACGGUCGAAGAGGGAGCCACUGCAGUACUGGAGUGUGAAGUCUCCAGAGAAAAUGCCAAGGUGAAAUGGUUCAAAAAUGGAACUCAGAUCCUCAAAAGCAAGAAGUAUGAAAUUAUUGCUGAUGGCAGGGUCAGAAAACUUAUUAUACAUGACUGUACCCCAGAGGAUAUUAAAACAUACACUUGUGAUGCUAAGGAUUUUAAGACUUCCUGUAACCUGAAUGUUGUGCCUCCUCAUGUGGAAUUCUUAAGACCACUCACAGAUCUUCAAGUUAAAGAAAAAGAAAUGGCUCGGUUUGAGUGUGAAAUUUCCCGAGAAAACGCUAAGGUUCAGUGGUUUAAAGAUGGUGCUGAAAUUAAAAAGGGCAAAAAAUAUGACAUCAUAUCCAAGGGAGCAGUGCGUAUUCUUGUCAUCAACAAAUGUCUACUGGAUGACGAAGCAGAGUAUUCCUGUGAAGUAAGGACGGCAAGGACUUCUGGCAUGCUGACAGUCCUGGAAGAAGAAGCUGUCUUUACUAAAAAUCUUGCCAACAUUGAAGUUAGUGAAACAGACACUAUAAAACUGGUUUGUGAAGUCUCCAAGCCUGGAGCAGAUGUGAUCUGGUACAAAGGAGAUGAAGAGAUCAUUGAAACAGGAAGAUAUGAAAUACUGACGGAUGGGCGGAAGAGAAUCCUGAUCAUUCAGAACGCUCACCUUGAGGAUGCCGGCAGCUAUAACUGUCGACUGCCAAGUUCACGAACUGAUGGCAAAGUCAAAGUCCAUGAACUUGCUGCUGAAUUUAUCUCAAAGCCUCAAAACCUUGAAAUACUUGAAGGAGAAAAGGCUGAAUUUGUCUGCUCCAUAUCAAAGGAAAGCUUUCCAGUCCAAUGGAAGAGGGAUGAUCAAACACUUGAGUCUGGAGAUAAAUAUGACGUUAUUGCAGAUGGUAAAAAGAGGAUCCUAGUUGUGAAAGAUGCCACCUUGCAGGAUAUGGGCACUUAUGUCGUCAUGGUUGGGGCCGCCAGAGCAGCAGCUCACUUGACAGUAAUCGAAAAACUCAGAAUCGUAGUUCCUCUAAAGGACACCCGGGUGAAGGAACAGCAAGAAGUUGUCUUCAACUGUGAAGUCAAUACAGAAGGUGCCAAAGCCAAAUGGUUCAGAAAUGAAGAAGCCAUAUUUGACAGUUCAAAAUACAUCAUUCUCCAAAAAGACCUGGUCUACACCCUCAGAAUCAGAAAUGCACAAUUAGACGACCAAGCCAACUAUAAUGUAUCUCUGACCAACCACAGAGGUGAAAAUGUCAAAAGUGCAGCCAAUCUAAUAGUAGAAGAGGAAGACCUUAGGAUUAUCGAACCUCUUAAAGAUAUCGAGACAAUGGAGAAGAAAUCUGUCACAUUCUGGUGCAAGGUGAACCGUCUCAAUGCAACACUAAAGUGGACCAGAAAUGGAGAAGAAGUGCCUCUUGACAACCGCGUAUCCUACAGAGUCGAUAAGUAUAAGCACUCCCUAAUCAUUAAAGACUGUGGCUUCCCAGACGAAGGCGAAUACGUCGUCACUGCUGGACAAGAUAAAUCUGCUGCUGAGCUUCUCAUCAUCGAAGCCCCUACAGAGUUUGUGGAACACUUGGAAGACCAGACGGUCACGGAGUUCGAUGAUGCUGUCUUCUCCUGCCAACUGUCCAGAGAGAAAGCAAAUGUAAAAUGGUACAGAAAUGGGAGAGAAAUCAAAGAAGGCAAAAAAUACAAAUUUGAAAAAGAUGGCAGCACACACAGACUCAUUAUAAAAGAUUGCAGGCUGGAUGACGAGUGUGAAUACGCUUGUGGAGUCGAAGACAGGAAGUCCCGGGCUAGGCUUUUUGUGGAAGAAAUUCCUGUGGAGAUCAUUAGGCCUCCUCAAGAUAUUCUCGAAGCCCCCGGUGCUGAUGUUGUCUUUUUAGCCGAGCUCAACAAAGAUAAGGUGGAAGUUCAAUGGCUAAGAAAUAACAUGGUUAUUGUCCAGGGUGAUAAACACCAGAUGAUGAGUGAAGGAAAAAUACAUAGACUACAGAUUUGCGAUAUUAAGCCACGUGACCAGGGUGAAUACAGAUUUAUUGCCAAAGACAAAGAAGCCAGAGCAAAACUUGAACUGGCAGCUGCACCCAAAAUCAAGACAGGUGAUCAAGACCUUGUGGUUGAUGUUGGCCAGCCUCUCACAAUGGUGGUGCCUUAUGAUGCCUACCCCAAAGCAGAAGCUGAAUGGUUUAAAGAAAAUGAACCUUUGUCUUCAAAAACUGUUGAUACGACAGCUGAACAAACUUCUUUCAGAAUAUUAGAAGCCAAGAAUGAAGACAAAGGAAGGUAUAAAGUUGUGCUUCAGAACAAACAUGGAAAAGCAGAAGGAUUCAUCAAUUUAAAAGUUAUUGAUGUUCCUGGGCCAGUACGUAACUUAGAAGUAACAGAAACAUUUGAUGGUGAAGUGAGCCUCGCUUGGGAAGAACCAUUAACUGAUGGUGGGAGCAAAAUCAUAGGUUACGUUGUGGAAAGACGGGACAUCAAGAGAAAGACCUGGGUUCUGGCCACUGACCGUGCAGACAGUUGUGAGUUUACUGUCACUGGACUACAAAAAGGAGGAGUGGAGUACCUUUUCCGCGUGAGUGCAAGAAACAGAGUUGGCACCGGUGAACCAGUUGAAACUGACAAUCCUGUAGAAGCAAGAAGUAAAUAUGAUGUUCCAGGCCCUCCUUUGAAUGUAACCAUCACUGAUGUGAACCGAUUCGGUGUCUCACUGACAUGGGAACCACCGGAGUAUGAUGGAGGUGCCGAGAUCACAAACUACAUCAUCGAAUUAAGAGACAAGACUUCUAUCAGGUGGGACACUGCCAUGACUGUCAGGGCUGAAGACCUGUCUGCAACUGUCACGGAUGUGGUGGAAGGACAGGAGUACAGUUUCCGGGUCAGAGCCCAGAACCGAAUUGGAAUUGGAAAACCAAGUGCAGCCACACCCUUCGUCAAAGUUGCUGACCCAAUUGAGAGACCGAGUCCUCCGGUGAAUCUAAAUUCCACAGAUCAGACUCAGUCAUCAGUUCAGCUGACAUGGGAACCUCCUCUGAAAGAUGGAGGAAGCCCAAUCCUAGGCUAUAUAAUUGAGCGAUGUGAAGAAGGAAAAGAUAAUUGGAUUCGUUGCAACGUGAAACUUGUACCUAAACUGACUUACAAGGUUACUGGAUUAGAAAAAGGAAAUAAGUAUUUGUACAGAGUAUCUGCAGAAAAUGAAGCUGGUGUUUCAGAUCCAUCUGAGAUUCUUGGUCCUCUCACUGCUGAUGAUGCAUCUGUUGAACCAACAAUGGAUUUAAGUGCAUUUAAAGAUGGUCUGGAAGUUAUUGUCCCAAAUCCAAUCAAGAUCCUGGUUCCAAGUACAGGCUAUCCAAGGCCAACUGCCACCUGGUCUUUUGGAGAUACGUUACUAGAAGCGGGAGACCGUGUGAAAAUGAAGACCUUAUCUGCCUAUGCUGAACUUGUCAUUUCUCCAAGUGAACGUCCAGACAAAGGCAUUUAUACACUGAAAUUAGAAAAUCGUGUUAAAGCAAUUUCUGGGGAAAUUGAUGUGAAUGUAAUUGCUCGCCCAAGUGCACCUAAAGAACUUAAAUUCAGUGAUAUAACCCGAGACUCAGUACAUUUGACUUGGGAACCACCUGAUGAUGACGGAGGAAGUCCAUUAACUGGUUAUCUUAUUGAAAAGCGAGAAGUCAGCCGCAAAACAUGGACUAAAGUAAUAGACUUUGUGACUGAUCUAGAGUUCACAGUUCCUGAUCUUGUUCAAGGAAAAGAAUAUUUAUUUAAAGUCUGUGCUCGUAACAAGUGUGGCCCUGGAGAGCCUGCAUACAUUGAUGAGCCUGUAAAUAUGUCAGCUCCUGCAACUGUUCCAGAACCCCCAGAGAACGUCAAAUGGAGAGACCGGACAGCCAAGAGCAUCUUCUUAACAUGGGAUCCACCUAAGCAUGACGGUGGUUCACGCAUCAAAGGAUAUAUAGUUGAAAAAUGUCCACGUGGUUCUGAUAAAUGGGUUGCCUGUGGAGAACCCAUUCCAGACACAAAAAUGGAAGUGACGGGUCUGGAGGAAGGCCAAUGGUAUGCCUACCGUGUGAAGGCCUUGAACAGGAUAGGUGCUAGCAAGCCAAGCAGACCCACAGAGGAAAUCCAGGCUGUGGACACACAGGAGGCCCCAGAAAUUUUCCUCGAUGUGAAGCUCCUUGCUGGUCUCACUGUAAAAGCCGGAACUAAGAUAGAACUUCCUGCCACUGUAACUGGAAGACCUGCCCCUACAAUAACUUGGACGAAGGCUGAUACGAUUCUGAAGCCAGACAAAAGAAUCACCAUUGAAAAUGUUCCUAAAAAAUCCACAGUGACUAUCACUGACAGCAAGAGAAGUGACACAGGCAGGUACAUCAUUGAGGCUGUGAACAUCUGUGGCCGGGCCACUGCUGUGGCGGAAGUAAAUGUCUUAGAUAAACCAGGACCACCAGCUGCUUUUGACAUCACAGAUGUAACCAACGAGUCAUGUCUCCUAACAUGGAACCCACCACGAGAUGAUGGUGGAUCUAAGAUCACAAACUAUGUUGUGGAGAGAAGAGCAACUGAUAGUGAAGUGUGGCACAAGCUCUCAUCAACUGUCAAGGAUACAAACUUCAAGGCAACCAAAUUAAUACCCAAUAAGGAAUACAUCUUCCGAGUUGCUGCAGAAAACAUGUAUGGUGUUGGUGAGCCAGUUCAGGCCACUCCAAUAAUAGCCAAAUAUCCAUUUGAUCCACCUGGACCUCCAACUCGCCUAGAACCUUCUGAUAUCACUAAAGAUGCAGUGACUCUCACAUGGUGUGAGCCAGAUGAUGAUGGCGGCAGCCCAAUCACUGGAUACUGGGUUGAAAGAUUAGAUCCCGAUACUGAUAAAUGGGUUAAAUGCAAUAAGAUGCCAAUAAAGGACACAACAUUCAGAGUGAAAGGUCUCACCAAUAAGAAAAAGUACAGAUUCCGUGUAUUGGCUGAAAAUCUUGCUGGACCUGGAAAACCAAGCAAAUCAACUGAACCAAUCUUGAUAAAAGAUCCUAUAGAUCCUCCAUGGCCCCCUGGAAAACCAACUGUGAAAGAUGUGGGCAAAACAUCAUUAAUGUUGAAUUGGACAAAGCCAGAACAUGAUGGAGGGGCAAAGGUUGAGUCUUAUGUCAUUGAAAUGCUAAAGACCGGAACAGAAGACUGGGUCAGAGUGGCUGAAGGAGUUCCCACCACCCAGCACUUGCUCACUGGGCUCAUGGAAGGGCAAGAAUACUCAUUCCGAGUUAGAGCUGUGAACAAGGCUGGGGAAAGUGAACCCAGUGAACCCAGCGACCCCGUGCUUUGCCGGGAGAAGCUAUAUCCUCCAUCACCACCUCGCUGGCUCGAAGUUAUUAAUAUCACAAAAAAUACAGCAGACCUAAAGUGGACAGUUCCUGAGAAAGAUGGAGGGUCACCCAUCACCAACUACAUUGUGGAAAAAAGAGAUGUGAGGCGAAAAGGCUGGCAAACAGUGGACACCACUGUCAAGGACACCAAGUGCACAGUCACCCCGCUGACCGAAGGCUCUUUAUAUGUAUUCCGAGUUGCUGCAGAAAAUGCUGUAGGACAAAGUGACUACACUGAAAUAGAGGACUCCGUCCUGGCCAAGGACACCUUUACUACCCCUGGACCACCCUAUGCUCUCGCAGUGGUUGAUGUGACAAAACGACAUGUGGACCUAAAGUGGGAGCCACCCAAAAAUGAUGGUGGAAGACCAAUACAGAGAUACAUCAUUGAGAAGAAAGAAAAGUUAGGUACUCGUUGGGUGAAAGCAGGAAAGACUUCAGGACCUGACUGUAACUUCAGAGUAACUGAUGUUAUUGAAGGAACAGAGGUCCAGUUUCAGGUUAGGGCAGAAAAUGAAGCUGGAGUUGGUCACCCAAGUGAACCCACAGAGAUCCUAGCAAUUGAAGAUCCAAGAGGUCCUCCAUCACCUCCCCUUGACCUACAUGUGACUGAUGCUGGGAGAAAGCACAUCGCCAUUGCUUGGAAACCUCCAGAGAAAGAUGGCGGAAGUCCAAUUAUAGGAUAUCAUGUUGAAAUGUGUCCAGUAGGCACUGAGAAAUGGAUGCGAGUUAAUUCUCGCCCAAUAAAAGACUUGAAAUUCAAGGUUGAAGAAGGUGUUGUUCCUGACAAAGAGUAUGUUCUGAGAGUGAGAGCUGUCAAUGCUGUCGGUGUCAGUGAGCCAUCUGAAAUCUCUGAAAAUGUGGUAGCCAAAGACCCAGACUGCAAACCAACCAUUGACUUGGAGACUCAUGAUAUCAUUGUUAUUGAAGGUGAAAAGUUAAGCAUUCCUGUUCCCUUCAGAGCUGUCCCAGUCCCAACUGUUACUUGGCAUAAAGAUGGCAAAGAUAUCAAAGCAAGUGAUAGAUUAACAAUGAAGAAUGAUCACAUCUCUGCACACCUUGAAGUUCCUAAGAGUGUCCAUGCAGAUGCUGGAGUUUACACCAUUACACUGGAGAAUAGGCUUGGCUCAGCAACUGCCUCAAUCAAUGUCAAAGUCAUAGGCUUACCUGGACCAUGCAAAGAUAUUAAAGCAAGUGAUGUGACCAAGAGUUCUUGUAAAUUAACCUGGGAACCUCCAGAAUUUGAUGGUGGAACCCCAAUUCUUCAUUAUGUCCUGGAACGCAGAGAAGCUGGGAGGAGGACAUAUAUACCAGUCAUGUCUGGUGAGAACAAACUGUCUUGGACUGUGAAAGACCUCAUACCAAAUGGUGAAUACUUCUUCCGUGUUAAAGCAGUCAACAAAGUUGGUGGAGGCGAAUAUAUUGAACUAAAAAAUCCAGUCAUUGCUCAAGAUCCAAAGCAACCCCCUGAUCCACCUGUGGAUGUUGAGGUCCAUAAUCCUACAGCUAAGGCAAUGACAAUUACAUGGAAGCCACCUUUGUAUGAUGGAGGGAGCAAGAUAAUGGGUUACAUCAUAGAAAAGAUUGCUAAGGGUGAAGAUACAUGGAAGAGAUGCAAUGAGCACCUGGUACCAAUUCUGACCUAUACAGCAAAAGGACUGGAAGAGGGAAAGGAGUACCAAUUCCGGGUGCGAGCUGAGAAUGCUGCUGGGAUUAGUGACCCUUCCCGGGCCACUCCUCCAACCAAAGCUCUAGAUCCUAUUGAUGCCCCAAAAGUCAUUCUGAGAACAAGCCUAGAAGUGAAACGAGGUGACGAGAUAGCACUUGAUGCCACUAUUUCUGGAUCACCCUAUCCAACUAUCACAUGGAUAAAGGAUGAAAACGUUAUUACACCAGAGGAAAUUAAGAAGCGAGCAGCACCCAUGGUGAGAAGGAAGAAGGGUGAAGUUGAAGAAGAAGAACCAUUUGUCCUGCCUCUGACACAGCGUUUGAGUAUCAACAACAGUAAACAAGGAGAAUCUCAGCUCCGUGUCCGAGAUUCCCUCCGACCUGACCAUGGCCUCUAUAUGAUCAAAGCUGAAAAUGACCAUGGUGUUGCAAAAGCUCCUUGUACUGUCAGCGUAUUAGAUACACCAGGACCGCCAGUCAACUUUGUAUUUGAAGAUAUUAGAAAGACCUCAGUCCUCUGUAAAUGGGAACCACCCCUUGAUGAUGGUGGCAGUGAAAUCAUAAACUACACUUUGGAAAAGAAAGACAAGACAAAACCUGACUCAGAAUGGAUUGUUGUCACUUCAACACUUAGACAUUGCAAAUAUUCAGUAACGAAACUGAUUGAAGGAAAAGAGUACCUCUUCCGUGUAAGAGCUGAAAAUAGGUUUGGGCCUGGACCACCAUGUGUUUCCAAGCCAUUGAUAGCUAAAGACCCAUUUGAACCACCUGAUGCACCUGAUAAGCCAAUUGUGGAGGAUGUUACCAGCAACAGUAUGCUAGUGACAUGGAAUGAACCAAAAGAUAACGGAAGCCCCAUCCUGGGUUACUGGCUUGAGAAACGUGAGGUUAAUAGUACACAUUGGUCUCGUGUCAACAAAAGCCUCCUGAAUGCUUUGAAAACCAAGGUGGAUGGCCUGUUAGAAGGACUCACCUAUGUCUUCAGAGUAUGUGCUGAAAAUGCAGCUGGACCCGGCAAGUUCAGCCCACCUUCAGAUCCCAAAACAGCACGUGAUCCAAUCUCUCCACCGGGGCCACCUAUCCCAAGAGUCGCUGACACAAGCUCCACAACUAUUGACCUAGAAUGGGAACCCCCAGCUUUCAAUGGUGGUGGGGAAAUUAUUGGCUACUUUGUCGAUAAGCAGUUGGUUGGCACAAAUGAAUGGUCACGCUGCACAGAGAAGAUGAUCAAGGUCCGUCAGUACACGGUCAAAGAAAUCCGAGAGGGUGCCGAUUACAAACUCCGGGUGAGUGCUGUCAAUGCUGCAGGUGAAGGACCCCCUGGAGAAACUGGACCUGUCACUGUGGCUGAACCACAAGAACCUCCAACUGUGGAACUGGAUGUUUCUGUCAAGGCUGGAAUACAAAUAAUGGCUGGGAAGACUCUUAGAAUUCCAGCAGUGGUGACUGGUCGUCCUGUGCCCACAAGAGUAUGGACCAUCGAAGAUCGGGAGCUGGAUAAAGAACGUGUUGUAAUAGAGAAUGUUGGAACCAAAUCUGAACUAAUUAUCAAGGAUGCACUGAGAAAAGAUCAUGGCAGAUACGUGAUCACAGCUACUAAUAGCUGUGGUUCCAAAUUUGCAGCAGCCAGGGUAGAAGUUUUUGAUGUCCCUGGUCCAGUUCUUGACUUAAAACCUGUUGUAACAAACAGAAAGAUGUGUCUGCUUAACUGGUCUGAUCCAGAAGAUGAUGGUGGAAGUGAAAUCACAGGCUUUAUUAUUGAGAGAAAAGAUGCCAAGAUGCAUACUUGGAGACAACCAAUAGAGACUGACAGAUCUAAAUGUGACAUCACAGGUCUUAUUGAGGGACAAGAAUAUAUGUUCCGAGUUAUUGCCAAGAACAAGUUUGGCUGUGGCCCUCCUGUUGAAAUAGGACCAAUUCUUGCCGUUGAUCCACUAGGUCCCCCAACAUCUCCCGAGAGGCUCACAUAUACAGAAAGGACAAAGUCCACCAUCACUUUAGACUGGAAAGAGCCCCGCAAUGAUGGUGGCAGCCCCAUCCAAGGAUACAUCAUUGAAAAACGGCGUCAUGACAAACCUGACUUUGAAAGAGUUAACACGAGACUCUGUCCCACCACAUCUUUUCUGGUUGAAAAUCUUGAUGAACACCAAAUGUAUGAAUUCCGGGUCAAAGCUGUCAAUGCAAUUGGUGAAAGUGAACCAUCCCUGCCUCUUAAUGUCGUCAUACAAGAUGAUGAAGUGCCUCCUACUAUCAAGUUACGUCUGACUGUUCGGGGAGACACUAUCAAAGUCAAGGCAGGAGAGCCAGUCAACAUCCCGGCAGAUGUGACAGGCCUUCCAAUGCCUAAGAUUGAGUGGUCCAAGAAUGACACUGUGAUCGAAAAACCCACAGAUGCACUUAAGAUAACCAAGGAAGAAGUAUCCCGAAGUGAGGCAAAGACUGAGCUCAGCAUUCCCAAAACAGUGCGGGAGGACAAAGGCACUUACACAGUUACUGCUUCCAAUCGCCUGGGCUCAGUGUUCCGAAAUGUUCACGUUGAAGUAUAUGACCGCCCAUCCCCACCAAGAAAUCUUGCUGUUACUGACAUUAAAGCUGAAUCUUGCUACUUGACAUGGGAUGCCCCCCUCGAUAAUGGUGGCAGUGAAAUCACUCAUUAUGUCAUUGACAAACGUGAUGCAAGUAGGAAAAAGAGUGAAUGGGAGGAAGUCACCAACACUGCUGUAGAGAGAAGAUAUGGGAUCUGGAAACUUAUCCCCAAUGGUCAAUAUGAGUUCCGAGUCAGGGCAGUGAAUAAAUAUGGAAUCAGUGAUGACUGCAAAUCAGACAAAGUGGUCAUUCAAGAUCCUUAUCGCCUUCCUGGACCUCCAGGAAAACCAAAAGUUUUGGAACGCACCAAAGGAUCAAUGCUAGUGAGCUGGACUCCUCCUUUGGACAAUGGUGGUGCUCCAAUUACUGGCUACUGGUUGGAGAAAAGAGAAGAGGGAGGUGCCUACUGGUCACGUGUUAGCCGAGCACCAAUAACCAAAGUGGGACUGAAAGCUGUGGAAUUUAAUGUUCCUCGUUUGAUUGAAGGUGUUAAAUACCAGUUCAGAGCCAUGGCAAUAAAUGCUGCAGGAAUUGGUCCUCCCAGUGAACCAUCAGAUCCAGCUAUUGCAGGAGAUCCCAUAUAUCCACCUGGGCCACCUUCUUGCCCAGAAGUUAAAGAUAAAACCAAGUCAAGCAUCUCACUAGGAUGGAAACCUCCAGCCAAAGAUGGUGGCAGUCCAAUCAAAGGAUACAUUGUAGAGAUGCAAGAGGAAGGCAGCAGUGACUGGAAAAGAGUCAACGAACCAGACAAACUUAUAACUACCUGUGAGUGUGUGGUGCCUAAUCUUAAAGAACUCAGGAAGUACAGAUUCAGGGUGAAAGCUGUCAAUGAAGCUGGAGAAUCUGAACCAAGUGAUACUACUGGGGAGAUCCCUGCCACUGAUAUUCAAGAGGAACCAGAAGUUUUCAUUGACAUUGGAGCACAAGACUGUCUGGUUUGUAAAGCUGGGUCAGAGAUUAGGAUUCCUGCUAUCAUCAAGGGACGCCCAACACCAAAAUCAUCUUGGGAAUUUGAUGGAAAGGCAAAGAAGGUCAUGAAGGAUGGAGUUCAUGAUAUACCUGAAGAAGCAAAGGUGGAAGCUGCUGAAAACUCCUCAGUAAUUAUAAUUCCAGAGUGUAAACGAUCUCAUUCAGGCAAAUACAGCAUCACAGCCAAGAAUAAAGCAGGACAAAAGACUGCAAAUUGCAGAGUUAAAGUGAUGGAUGUACCAGGUCCACCUAAAGAUCUGAAGGUCAGUGAUAUCACAAGGGGUAGUUGCAGACUUUCCUGGAAGAUGCCAGAUGAUGAUGGAGGAGACAGGAUCAAAGGCUAUGUUAUCGAGAAGAAGACUAUUGAUGGGAAAGCCUGGACUAAAGUCAAUCCAAACUGUGGAAGCACCACAUUUGUAGUGCCUGAUCUCAUCUCCGAACAACAGUACUUCUUCCGCGUGCGAGCAGAAAACCGUUUUGGUAUCGGGCCACCUGUGGAAACCAUUCAGAGGACCACUGCCAGAGAUCCAAUAUUUCCUCCUGAUCCUCCUAUUAAACUCAAGAUUGGCCUCAUAACAAAGGACACAGUACACCUGUCAUGGAAACCCCCAAAGAAUGAUGGGGGCUCCCCUGUCACCCACUAUAUCGUUGAGUGCCUUGCAUGGGAUCCUACUGGGAAAAAGAAGGAAGCGUGGAAACAGUGCAAUAAGCGUGACGUGGAGGAUCUUCAGUUCACCGUGGAAGACCUCGUAGAGGGUGGAGAGUAUGAAUUCAGAGUCAAAGCUGUCAAUGCUGCAGGAGUCAGCAAACCUUCAGCCACUGUGGGCCCUGUGACUGUCAAAGACCAGACAUGCCCACCAUCAAUCGAACUAAAAGAAUUCAUGGAGGUUGAAGAAGGAACUGAUGUUAACAUUGUGGCCAAAAUUAAAGGUGUGCCAUUCCCAACAUUAACCUGGUUUAAAGCUCCUCCAAGGAAGCCUGAUAACAAAGAACCUAUUGUCUAUGACACCCAUGUCAACAAACUGGUGGUGGAUGAUACUUGCACUUUAGUUAUUCCACAGUCUCGCAGGAGUGACACUGCCUUAUACAGCAUCACAGCUGUAAAUAAUCUGGGAACAGCAUCAAAGGAGAUGAGACUGAAUGUCCUUGGUCGUCCUGGCCCUCCAAUAGGACCCAUAAAGUUUGAAUCUGUUUCAUCAGAUCAAAUGACAUUAUCUUGGCUUCCACCUAAAGAUGACGGUGGGUCUAAGAUUACAAACUAUGUAAUUGAGAAAAGAGAAGCUAACAGGAAGACAUGGGUACGUGUCUCCAGUGAACCUAAAGAGUGCACGUAUACAAUUCCUAAAUUGCUAGAAGGCCAUGAAUAUGUAUUCCGAAUCAUGGCCCAGAAUAAAUAUGGCAUCGGAGAGCCUCUUGACAGUGAACCUGAAACAGCAAGGAACCUGUUCUCUGUCCCUGGAGCACCAGAUAAACCAACAGUUAGCAGUGUGACUCGUAACUCCAUGACCGUCAACUGGGAAGAGCCAGAAUAUGAUGGAGGCUCUCCUGUGACAGGAUACUGGCUAGAAAUGAAAGACACCACUUCCAAGAGAUGGAAGAGGGUUAACCGAGAUCCUAUUAAAGCUAUGACUUUGGGUGUUUCUUAUAAAGUGACUGGCCUUAUCGAAGGUUCUGACUAUCAAUUCCGUGUAUAUGCAAUCAAUGCUGCUGGUGUGGGUCCAGCAAGUCUGCCAUCAGACCCAGUGACUGCUAGAGAUCCAAUUGCACCUCCUGGUCCUCCCUUCCCCAAAGUUACGGAUUGGACUAAAUCAUCUGUAGAUCUAGAGUGGUCUCCCCCACUAAAAGAUGGUGGAUCCAAAGUAACUGGAUACAUCGUUGAAUAUAAAGAAGAAGGAAAAGAUGAAUGGGAAAAGGGUAAAGAUAAAGAAGUGAGAGGAACAAAACUUGUUGUGACGGGAUUAAAAGAAGGGGCUUUCUACAAAUUUAGAGUUAGAGCGGUCAACAUUGCAGGCAUUGGAGAACCUGGAGAAGUCACGGAUGUCAUUGAAAUGAAGGACAGAAUUGUGUCCCCUGACCUUCAGUUAGAUGCCAGCGUCAGAGACAGAAUUGUGGUCCAUGCUGGAGGAGUGAUCCGAAUCAUUGCCUAUGUAUCUGGAAAGCCUCCUCCAACAGUCACCUGGAACAUGAAUGAAAGAGCCUUACCUCAAGAAGCCACCAUUGAGGAGACAGCCAUCAGCUCGUCCAUGGUCAUCAAGAACUGCCAGAGGAGCCAUCAAGGUGUCUACUCUCUUCUUGCCAAAAAUGCAGGGGGAGAAAGAAAGAAGACAAUCAUCGUCGAUGUCUUAGAUGUGCCAGGUCCUGUUGGAGUACCAUUCCUAGCUCACAACCUAACCAAUGACUCCUGCAAACUAACAUGGUUUUCUCCAGAAGAUGAUGGAGGCUCUCCAAUCACCAACUAUGUUAUUGAAAAGCGGGAAUCUGACCGCAGAGCAUGGACCCCAGUAACAUACACAGUUACUCGACAAAAUGCUACUGUCCAGGGUCUCAUUGAAGGAAAAGCCUACUUUUUCCGAAUUGCAGCUGAAAACAGUAUCGGCAUGGGCCCAUUUACUGAGACAUCAGAAGCACUUGUUAUCAGAGAUCCGAUAACUGUACCAGAGCGUCCUGAAGACCUGGAAGUCAAGGAAGUGACUAAAGAUUCUGUAUCUUUGACUUGGAAUCCUCCUAAGUAUGAUGGCGGAUCCGAAAUUAUUAACUAUGUCCUAGAAAGCCGGCUUAUUGGAACUGAAAAGUUCCACAAAGUUACAAAGGACAACUUGCUUAGCAGAAAAUACACUGUUAAAGGCUUAAAAGAAGGUGAUACGUAUGAAUACCGUGUCAGUGCUGUCAACAUUGUUGGACAAGGCAAACCGUCAUUUUGCACCAAGCCAAUCACUUGCAAGGAUGAGCUAGCUCCCCCAACACUUGACUUGGACUUCAGAGAUAAGCUCACAGUUCGAGUUGGUGAAGCUUUUGCUCUCACUGGCCGUUACUCAGGCAAACCAAAGCCUAAGGUUUCCUGGUUCAAAGACGAAGCUGAUAUACUAGAAGAUGAUCGCACUCACAUAAAGACUACUCCGACAACACUUGCUCUAGAGAAGAUCAAGGCCAAACGUUCAGAUUCUGGCAAAUACUGUGUGGUUGUGGAGAAUAGUACAGGCUCUAGGAAAGGUUUAUGUCAAGUUAAUGUCGUUGACCGUCCUGGACCGCCAGUAGGACCAGUUAUUUUUGAUGAGGUGACCAAAGAGUACAUGGUUAUCUCCUGGAAGCCCCCUCUGGAUGAUGGAGGCAGUGAAAUUACCAAUUACAUUAUAGAGAAGAAGGAGUUGGGUAAAGACAUUUGGAUGCCUGUGACAUCUGCAAGUGCUAAGACAACGUGCAAAGUUCCUAAACUGCUUGAAGGAAAAGAUUAUAUUUUCCGGAUACACGCUGAAAAUCUGUAUGGAAUAAGUGAUCCCCUGGUGUCUGAUUCAAUGAAAGCCAAAGAUCGUUUCAGGGUUCCUGAUGCACCUGAUCAACCAAUUGUUACGGAAGUUACCAAAGACUCUGCAUUAGUGACCUGGAACAAGCCACAUGAUGGAGGAAAGCCCAUCACUAAUUACAUUCUAGAAAAGAGGGAAACUAUGUCUAAACGAUGGGCUAGAGUUACUAAAGACCCUAUCCAUCCAUACACUAAAUUUAGGGUUCCUGAUCUUCUAGAAGGAUGUCAGUAUGAAUUCCGAGUUUCUGCAGAAAAUGAAAUUGGGAUUGGAGAUCCAAGUCCACCAUCGAAACCAGUCUUUGCUAAAGAUCCAAUUGCUAAACCAAGUCCACCUAUUAAUCCUGAAGCAAUAGAUACAACAUGUAACUCAGUUGAUCUAACUUGGCAGCCACCACGUCAUGAUGGUGGCAGCAAGAUUCUGGGUUAUAUUGUUGAAUACCAGAAAGUUGGAGAUGAAGACUGGAAAAGAGCCAAUCAUACUCCUGAGUCAUGUCCUGAGACUAAAUACAAAGUUACUGGUCUCCGAGAUGGUCAAAGCUAUAAGUUCAGAGUGCGAGCAGUCAAUGAGGCUGGAGAAUCAGAGCCAGCUUAUGUUCCAGAGCCAGUCCUAGUAAAAGACAGACUUGAACCCCCUGAGUUGAUUCUUGAUGCCAACAUGGCAAGAGAACAAUACAUUAAGGUUGGUGAUACUCUAAGACUUAGUGCUGUCAUUAAAGGAGUGCCAUUCCCAAAAGUAACUUGGAAAAAAGAAGACAGGGAAGCUCCAACUAAAGCAAGAAUUGACAUCACUCCAGUUGGUAGCAAGCUUGAAAUUCGCAAUGCUGCCCAUGAGGAUGGUGGAAUCUAUUCCUUAACAGUGGAGAAUCCAGCUGGUUCAAAAACUGUCUCAGUAAAAGUACUUGUAUUAGACAAACCUGGGCCACCUAGAGAUUUGGAAGUGAGUGAAAUUAGAAAAGAUUCUUGUUACCUAACUUGGAAUGAGCCACUAGAUGAUGGUGGGUCUGUUAUUACAAACUAUGUAGUUGAGAGGAGAGAUGUUGCCACUGCCCAAUGGACACCUAUUUCAACUACAUCAAAGAAAAAGAGUCACUUGGCUAAACAUCUUAAUGAGGGCAAUCAGUAUCUCUUCCGAGUAGCUGCUGAGAACCAGUAUGGACGUGGUCCUUUUGUUGAGACACCUAAACCCAUCAAAGCUCUGGAUCCUCUUCAUCCCCCUGGGCCACCCAAAAACCUACACCAUGUGGACGUUGACAAGACUGAAGUCUCCCUCGUGUGGAAUAAGCCAGAUCGUGAUGGUGGUUCUCCAAUCACUGGCUAUUUGGUGGAAUAUAAAGAAGAAGGCACUGAGGACUGGGUUAAGUUCAAGACCGUGACAGAACUAGCGUGUGUUGUUACUGGACUACAACAAGGAAAGACCUAUAGAUUCCGUGUAAAAGCUGAAAAUAUCGUGGGUCUUGGUCUCCCUGACACAACUAUCCCAAUAGAAUGUCAAGAAAAACUAGUGCCUCCAUCUGUGGAGCUAGAUGUGAAAUUAAUUGAAGGCCUUGUGGUAAAGGCUGGAACUACAGUCAGAUUCCCUGCUAUUAUAAGAGGUGUGCCUGUGCCUACUGCAAAGUGGACAUCCGACGGGGUUGAGAUUAAAACAGAUGAGCACUACACAGUGGAAACUGACAGCUUCUCCUCAGUACUUACCAUUAAGAACUGCUUAAGGAAAGACACUGGGGAAUAUCAAAUCACAGUUUCCAAUGCAGCUGGUAGCAAAACAGUACCUGUGCACCUUACCGUUCUUGAUGUUCCAGGUCCACCAACAGGUCCCAUUAAUAUUCUGGAUGUUACCCCUGAACACAUGACUAUCUCGUGGCUGCCACCUAAGGAUGAUGGAGGAAGCCCUGUGAUCAAUUACAUUGUUGAGAAAAAAGAAACAAAGAAAGACACAUGGGGUGUUGUUUCUUCAGGAAGCAGUAAGACAAGGCUGAAAAUCCCCCAUUUGCAGAAGGGCUGUGAAUAUGUUUUCAGAGUUAGAGCCGAGAAUAAGAUAGGUGUUGGUCCUCCCCUGGACUCCAUACCUACAGUUGCUAAACAUAAGUUUAGUCCUCCAUCUCCUCCUGGUAAACCGGUGGUUACUGACAUUACUGAAAAUGCAGCAACAGUGUCUUGGACGCUGCCAAAAUCUGAUGGUGGCAGUCCAAUAACUGGCUACUAUGUAGAACGUCGAGAAAUAACUGGCAAAUGGGUGAGGGUCAACAAAACACCUAUAGCUGAUCUGAAGUUUAGAGUGACUGGACUCUAUGAGGGAAACACAUAUGAGUUUAGAGUUUUUGCUGAAAAUCUUGCAGGACUAAGCAAUCCAUCCCCGAGUUCUGACCCAAUAAAGGCUUGCCGGCCCAUCAAACCACCUGGACCGCCUAUUAAUCCCAAACUGAUAGACAAGAGCAGAGAAACAGCUGACCUUGUGUGGACAAAGCCUCUCAGUGAUGGUGGCAGCCCCAUUCUAGGAUAUGUAGUGGAAUGUCAGAAACCUGGCACGACACAAUGGGACAGGAUUAAUAAAGAUGCACUCAUCAGGCAAUGUGCCUUUAGGGUACCUGGACUAAUUGAAGGAAAUGAGUACAGAUUCCGUAUAAAAGCAGCUAAUAUAGUAGGAGAGGGAGAACCAAGAGAGCUAGCAGAAUCUGUGAUUGCAAAAGACAUCCUGCACCCUCCAGAAGUAGAACUUGAUGUUACCUGUCGUGACGUUAUUACUGUCAGAGUGGGCCAAACUAUCCGCAUUCUUGCUCGAGUCAAAGGCAGACCUGAACCAGACAUAACAUGGUCAAAGGAAGGCAAAGUGUUGGUCCGAGAGAAGCGAGUUGACCUAAUUCACGAUCUACCUAGGGUUGAGUUACACAUUAAAGAAGCUGUUAGAGCAGAUCAUGGCAAGUACAUCAUCUCAGCUAAGAACAGCAGUGGACAUGCCCAAGGUUCAGCCAUUGUUAAUGUCCUCGACAGACCUGGACCUUGCCAGAAUUUGAAGGUCAGCAAUGUAACCAAAGAAAACUGUACAAUUUCUUGGGAAAACCCAAUAGAUAAUGGAGGCUCAGAAAUAACAAAUUUCAUAGUAGAAUAUCGCAAACCAAAUCAGAAAGGCUGGUCAAUUGUUGCUUCAGAUGUCACUAAGCGAUUAAUCAAGGCCAACCUUUUAGCCAACAAUGAAUACUACUUCCGUGUUUGUGCAGAGAAUAAAGUAGGUGUUGGGCCAACUAUUGAAACAAAAACUCCCAUUCUGGCUAUUAACCCCAUUGACAGACCAGGUGAGCCUGAAAACCUGCACAUUGCAGAUAAAGGAAAGACAUUUGUCUAUCUCAAGUGGCGGCGGCCUGAUUAUGAUGGUGGCAGCCCAAAUCUAUCCUAUCAUGUUGAAAGGAGGCUGAAGGGCUCUGAUGACUGGGAGAGAGUGCACAAAGGAAGCAUUAAGGAAACCCAGUACAUGGUUGACAAAUGCGUUGAAAACCAGAUUUAUGAGUUCAGAGUGCAAACAAAGAAUGAAGGUGGGGAAAGUGACUGGGUGAAGACAGAGGAAGUCGUUGUGAAGGAAGACUUACAGAAACCAGUGCUUGACCUGAAAUUAAGUGGUGUACUCACUGUCAAAGCAGGGGAAACCAUUCGACUUGAGGCAGGGGUUAGAGGCAAACCAUUCCCAGAAGUUGUAUGGACCAAGGACAGAGAUGCUACAGACUUAACAAGAUCACCAAGGGUCAAGAUUGAUACCAGUGCUGAUUCAUCUAAAUUUUCUCUUACUAAAGCAAAGCGAAGUGAUGGUGGGAAAUAUGUAAUUACUGCAACUAACACAGCUGGCAGUUUUGUGGCCUAUGCCACUGUCAACGUUUUAGAUAAGCCUGGGCCUGUAAGAAAUCUGAAAGUUGUUGAUGUGACCAGUGACAGGUGUACUCUUCGCUGGGAUCCACCAGAAGAUGAUGGUGGCUGUGAAAUCCAAAAUUAUAUUCUAGAAAAAUGUGAGACCAAGAGAAUGGUUUGGUCUACCUAUUCUGCUAACAUCUUGACACCUGGUGCUACAGUAACACGUCUCAUAGAAGGAAAUGAAUAUAUUUUCAGAGUCCGUGCAGAAAAUAAAAUAGGCACAGGGCCUCCAACAGAAAGUAAGCCAGUCAUAGCAAAAACCAAAUAUGAUAGACCUGGUCGCCCUGAUCCCCCAGAAGUCACUAAAGUAAGCAAAGAAGAGAUGACUGUGGUUUGGAAUCCUCCUGAAUAUGAUGGUGGGAAGUCUAUCACAGGAUACUAUUUGGAGAAAAAAGAAAAACAUUCAGUACGAUGGGUUCCUGUUAACAAGAGCGCAAUCUCUGAGAGACGUAUGAAAGUACAGAAUCUCCUCCCAGAUCAUGAGUAUCAGUUCCGUGUCAAAGCAGAAAAUGAAAUUGGAAUUGGAGAACCAAGCCUGCCAUCAAGACCAGUGGUGGCAAAAGACCCCAUAGAGCCUCCUGGUCCACCAACCAAUUUCAAAGUGGUUGAUACAACCAAAAAUUCCAUAACUCUUUCAUGGGGAAAACCAGUCUACGAUGGUGGUGCGCCAAUAAUUGGAUAUGUUAUGGAAAUGAGACCAAAAAUAGCAGAUGCAUCACCUGAUGAAGGCUGGAAAAGGUGCAGUGCCGCAGCACAACUUGUUCGCAUGGAAUUCACUGCUACCAGCUUGGAUGAAAACCAGGAAUAUGAGUUCAGGGUGUGUGCCCAAAACCAAGUUGGCAUUGGGCGCCCUGCAGAACUAAAGGAAGCUAUCAAACCUAAAGAAAUACUAGAACCUCCAGAGAUUGAUUUGGAUGCAAGCAUGAGAAAACUGGUCACAGUGAGAGCGGGAUGCCCUAUUCGACUAUUUGCUAUAGUGAGAGGGCGACCAUCCCCUAGAGUCACUUGGCGAAAAGUAGGUAUUGAUAAUGUGGCCAGAAGAGGACAGGUUGAUCUGGUUGAUACUAUGGCCUUCCUGGUCAUCCCCAAUUCUACUCGUGAUGACUCAGGAAAAUAUUCCUUAAAGCUUGUGAACCCGGCAGGAGAAAAGGCUGUCUUCGUAAAUGUCAGAGUAUUAGACACUCCUGGACCUGUAUCUGAUUUGAAAGUUUCGGAUGUCACAAAAACAUCAUGCCAUGUGUCCUGGGCACCUCCUGAAAACGAUGGUGGGAGCCAAGUAACACAUUACAUUGUGGAGAAACGUGAGGCUGAGAGAAAGACAUGGUCAACUGUUACCCCAGAAGUUAAGAAAACGAGCUUCCAUGUAACCAAUCUUGUCCCUGGGAAUGAGUAUUACUUCAGAGUAACUGCUGUCAAUGAGUAUGGCCCUGGUGUCCCAGCAGACGUCCCCAAACCAGUACUUGCCUCAGAUCCUCUGAGUGAGCCAGAUCCUCCCAGGAAAUUAGAAGUGACUGAAAUGACAAAGAACAGUGCGACCUUAGCCUGGUUACCUCCACUGCGUGAUGGAGGGGCCAAAAUCGAUGGCUAUAUCAUAAGUUACAGAGAAGAAGAGCAGCCUGCAGAUCGCUGGACAGAGUACUCAGUAGUAAAAGAUCUCAGCCUGGUAGUCCAUGGCCUGAAGGAAGGAAAGAAAUACAAAUUUAGAGUAGCAGCCAGAAAUGCUGUUGGAGUCAGUUUACCAAGAGAAGCUGAAGGAGUAUAUGAAGCCAAAGAACAGCUGAUACCACCAAAGAUCCUUAUGCCAGAGCAAAUUACUAUUAAAGCUGGGAAGAAACUCCGAAUUGAAGCCCAUGUAUAUGGAAAGCCUCAUCCCAUAUGUAAAUGGAAAAAAGGAGAAGAUGAAGUCGUCACAUCCAGCCACCUGGCAGUGCAUAAAGCAGACAGCUCUUCAGUUCUGAUUAUAAAAGAUGUUACCAGGAAAGACAGUGGUUACUACAGCCUCACAGCAGAGAACAGCAGUGGGACAGACACUCAGAAAAUCAAAGUUACAGUCAUGGAUGCCCCUGGGCCCCCCCAGCCUCCAUUCGACAUCUCUGACAUAGAUGCCGAUGCGUGCUCCCUGGCAUGGCACAUCCCUCUGGAGGAUGGAGGCAGCAACAUCACCAAUUACAUCGUGGAGAAGUGUGACGUAAGCCGUGGUGAUUGGGUCACAGCUCUAGCUUCAGUCACAAAAACUUCCUGCAGGGUCGGAAAACUGAUCCCAGGCCAGGAGUACGUGUUCCGGGUCCGUGCUGAAAAUCGAUUUGGCAUUUCAGAGCCUCUCGUGUCUCCAAAGAUGCUUGCUAAGUUCCCAUUCGGCGUUCCUAGUGAGCCAAAGAAUGCACGAGUCACCAAAGUCAACAAAGACUGCAUUUUUGUUGCAUGGGACAGACCAGACAGUGAUGGAGGGAGCCCCAUUACUGGUUACCUGAUUGAACGCAAGGAAAGAAACAGUUUGCUCUGGGUAAAAGCUAAUGAUACUCUUGUCCGGUCGACUGAAUAUCCUUGUGCUGGCCUCGUGGAAGGUCUUGAGUAUUCAUUCAGAAUAUACGCCCUGAACAAAGCUGGAUCCAGCCCACCCAGCAAACCCACAGAAUAUGUAACCGCAAGAAUGCCAGUUGAUCCUCCUGGGAAACCUGAAGUUAUUGAUGUCACCAAGAGCACUGUAUCCCUUAUCUGGGCCCGUCCGAAGCAUGAUGGAGGCAGUAAAAUUAUUGGCUACUUUGUAGAGGCUUGCAAACUUCCAGGUGAUAAGUGGGUCCGGUGUAAUACUACACCUCUCCAGAUUCCCCAGGAAGAGUAUACAGCUACUGGCUUAGAAGAGAACGCUCAGUAUCAAUUUAGAGCAAUUGCCAAGACUGCAGUAAACAUCAGCCAGCCUUCUGAGCCUUCUGAUCCAGUGACUAUCCUCGCAGAAAAUGUUCCUCCCAGGAUAGAGCUGGGUGUGGCUAUGAGAUCUUUGCUUACUGUGAAAGCUGGAACCAAUGUUUGCUUGGAUGCUACUGUUUUUGGUAAACCAAUGCCAACAGUUUCUUGGAAGAAAGAUGAUGGCACACAGCUAAAACCAGCAGAAGGCAUCAAGAUUGCCAUGAAGCGGAACCUGUGUACUUUGGAGCUGUUCAGCGUGAACAGAAAGGACUCCGGAGACUAUACCAUUACUGCUGAAAAUUCAAGUGGUUCCAAAUCAGCCACCAUUAAGCUUAAAGUGUUAGAUAAACCAGGCCCUCCAGCGUCUGUUAAAAUCAACAAAAUGUAUUCAGAUCGUGCAAUGCUUUCUUGGGAACCUCCUCUCGAUGAUGGAGGCUCAGAAAUCACCAACUACAUUAUUGACAAACGUGAAACAAGCAGGCCCAACUGGGCUCAAGUCUCUGCUACUGUGCCCAUCACCAGCUGCAGUGUGGAGAAGCUUAUAGAGGGCCAUGAGUAUCAGUUCCGCAUUUGUGCUGAAAACAAAUAUGGAGUGGGUGAUCCAAUCUUCACUGAACCAGCAAUUGCUAAAAACCCAUACGAUCCACCUGGACGCUGUGAUCCUCCUGUUAUUAGCAAUAUAACCAAAGAUCACAUGACAGUCAGCUGGAAACCACCAGCAGAUGACGGUGGCUCACCCAUCACUGGCUAUUUGCUUGAAAAGCGGGAAACCCAGACACUUAACUGGACUAAAGUCAAUAGAAAGCCUGUGAUAGAAAGAACAAUAAAAGCAACAGGUCUCCAAGAAGGUACCGAAUAUGAGUUCCGAGUUACAGCUAUAAACAAAGCUGGACCAGGCAAACCCAGUGAUGCAUCCAAGGCCGUUUAUGCUCGGGACCCUCUGUAUCCUCCUGGCCCACCGGCUUUCCCAAAAGUGUAUGAUACAACCCGUAGUUCUGUGAGUCUGUCUUGGGGCAAGCCAGCCUAUGAUGGCGGUAGCCCUAUCAUCGGUUAUCUUGUGGAAGCAAAACGAGCUGAAUCCGAUAACUGGGUGAGGUGCAAUUUACCAGAGAAGCUACAGAAAACCCGUUUUGAGGUUACUGGCUUGAUGGAAAACACAGAAUAUCAAUUCCGCGUGUAUGCUGUUAAUAAGAUUGGAUACAGUGACCCCAGUGAUGUGCCAGAUAAACACUGCCCCAAGGACAUCUUAAUUCCACCUGAGGGAGAACUUGAUGCAGAUCUAAGGAAAACACUGAUAUUACGUGCUGGAGUUACUAUGAGACUGUAUGUACCAGUAAAAGGACGUCCACCACCAAAGAUUACGUGGUCUAAACCAAAUGUCAAUCUAAGAGAAAGGAUUGGACUGGACAUAAAGUCAACUGACUUUGACACUUUCUUGCGUUGUGAAAAUGUGAAUAAAUAUGAUGCAGGGAAAUAUAUCUUGACCCUGGAGAAUAGCUGUGGCAAAAAGGAAUACACCAUUGUGGUAAAAGUGCUUGAUACUCCUGGGCCCCCCAUCAAUGUGACUGUUAAGGAAAUAUCCAAAGACUCUGCUUAUGUCACCUGGGAGCCUCCUAUCAUUGAUGGUGGAAGCCCCAUCAUAAACUAUGUGGUAGAAAAACGUGAUGCAGAGAGAAAAUCCUGGUCUACAGUGACAACUGAGUGCUCAAAAACAAGCUUCAGAGUACCUAACUUGGAGGAGGGGAAAUCCUACUUCUUCAGGGUGUUUGCUGAAAAUGAGUAUGGCAUCGGUGAUCCUGGUGAAACACGUGACGCCGCCAAAGCUUCCGAAACCCCUGGACCAGUUGUGGACCUGAAAGUCAUGUCUGUAUCUAAGUCAUCUUGUACCAUUGGCUGGAAAAAGCCUCGCAGUGAUGGUGGAAGUCGAAUUACCGGAUAUGUAGUCGAUUUCCUGACUGAAGACAAUAAGUGGCAACGAGUUAUGAAGUCUUUAAGCCUACAGUACUCCGCAAGAGAUCUUCAUGAAGGGAAGGAAUACACCUUCAGAGUGAGUGCUGAGAAUGAAAAUGGAGAAGGAACUCCCAGUGAAAUCUCCGUCGUGGCAAAGGAUGAUGUUGUGGCUCCUGAUCUUGACUUAAAAGAUCUACCUGAUUUGUGCUACUUGGCUAAAGAAAACAGCAACUUCCGUCUUAAGAUCCCCAUAAAAGGCAAGCCAGCUCCAUCAGUAACCUGGAAGAAAGGAGAAGAUCCUCUCCCAACUGACACAAGAGUCAGCGUUGAAUCAUCUGCAGUUAACACAACUCUUAUAGUAUAUGAUUGCCAAAAAUCUGAUGCUGGAAAAUAUACAAUCACACUUAAGAAUGUUGCUGGCACCAAGGAAGGAACUAUCUCCAUAAAGGUUGUUGGCAAGCCUGGCAUCCCCACUGGGCCAAUCAAAUUUGAUGAAGUCACAGCAGACGCCAUGACCUUAAAGUGGCAUCCUCCAAAGGAUGACGGAGGUUCUGAGAUCACCAACUAUAUCCUGGAGAAGAGAGAUUCUGUGAACAACAAGUGGGUGACAUGUGCCUCUGCUGUCCAGAAAACCACCUUCAGAGUAACCAGACUGCAUGAGGGCAUGGAAUAUACCUUUAGGGUCAGUGCUGAAAAUAAAUAUGGUGUAGGUGAAGGCCUCAAAUCAGAACCAAUUGUUGCAAAACAUCCAUUUGAUGUACCUGAUGCUCCCCCACCUCCCAAGAUUGUGGAUGUCAGACACGACUCAGUUUCUCUAACUUGGACUGAUCCCAAGAAAACUGGUGGCUCUCCAAUUACAGGGUAUCAUAUUGAGUUCAAAGAAAGAAACAGCCUUUUGUGGAAGAGAGCUAACAAGACUCCUAUCAGAAUGAAAGACUUCAAAGUGACAGGACUAACUGAAGGUCUUGAGUAUGAAUUCCGAGUUAUGGCAAUCAAUUUAGCAGGUGUAGGCAAGCCAAGCCUGCCAUCAGAGCCAGUCGUGGCACUUGACCCAAUUGAUCCUCCUGGAAAACCUGAGGUUAUUAAUGUAACAAGGAAUUCAGUGACUCUUAUUUGGACUGAACCCAAAUAUGAUGGUGGUCAUAAGUUAACCGGAUAUAUAGUGGAGAAACGGGAUCUCCCUUCUAAGACUUGGAUGAAAGCCAAUCACGUUAAUGUACCUGACUGUGCCUUUACUGUAACUGACCUUGUUGAGGGUGGAAAGUAUGAAUUCAGAGUUAGAGCAAAGAAUACAGCAGGUGCUAUCAGUGCUCCAUCAGAAAGUACAGGAACCAUUAUUUGCAAGGAUGAAUAUGAGGCACCAACCAUUGUCCUUGAUCCAACAAUAAAAGAUGGGCUAACAGUGAAAGCAGGGGAAACCAUUGUUUUGAGUGCCAUUAGCAUUCUCGGCAAACCCCUGCCAAAGUCAAGUUGGUCCAAGGCAGGAAAAGAUAUUAGACCAUCAGAUAUCGCUCAGAUAACUACGACCCCGACAUCUUCCAUGCUUGCUAUCAAGUAUUCCACAAGAAAAGAUGCUGGUGAAUACACCAUCACUGCUACCAAUGCUUUUGGCACAAAGGAGGAACAUGUGAAGGUAACAGUCCUUGAUGUACCUGGUCCUCCGGGUCCUAUUGAAAUCAGUAAUGUUUCUGCUGAAAAAGCAACACUUACCUGGACACCUCCCUUGGAAGAUGGUGGCUCACCGAUUAAGUCCUACGUUCUUGAAAAGAGAGAAACCAGUAGACUUUUAUGGACGGUGGUUUCUGAAGAUAUCCAGUCUUGCAGGCAUGUGGCAACCAAACUUAUCCAAGGAAAUGAGUACAUCUUCCGGGUUUCAGCUGUAAACCAUUAUGGCCAAGGAGAACCCGUACAGUCUGAGCCUGUCAAAAUGGUAGACAGAUUUGGUCCUCCUGGCCCUCCUGAAAAACCAGAGGUAUCAAAUGUCACUAAGAACACUGCAACUGUCAGCUGGAAGAGACCAGUGGAUGAUGGUGGCAGUGAAAUCACAGGAUAUCAUAUAGAAAGGAGAGAAAAGAAAAGCUUGCGAUGGGUGAGGGCAACAAAGACACCCGUUUCCGAUCUCAGAUGCAAAGUAACAGGAUUGCAAGAAGGAAGCACCUAUGAAUUCCGUGUCAGUGCAGAAAACAGAGCAGGAAUUGGUCCACCUAGUGCUGCUUCAAAUUCCGUUCUAAUGAAAGAUGCUGCAUAUCCUCCAGGGCCACCUGCAAAUGCACGUGUCACUGAUACCACCAAGAAAUCUGCUUCCCUAGCAUGGGGCAAGCCUCAUUAUGAUGGUGGACUUGAAAUCACGGGCUAUAUUGUAGAGCAUCAAAAAGUAGGAGAAGAGGCCUGGAUAAAAGACACAACAGGAACUGCUCUCAGAAUCACUGAGUUUGUUGUCCCUGAUCUUCAUACUAAAGAAAAAUACAACUUUAGAAUCAGUGCCAUUAAUGAUGCAGGUGUCGGGGAGCCAGCACUGAUUCCAGAUGUUGAAAUUGUAGAACGGGAAGUGGCUCCUGAUUUUGAACUAGAUGCUGAGCUUCGAAGAACACUUGUUGUUAGAGCAGGACUCAGUAUUAGAAUAUUUGUGCCAAUUAAAGGUCGUCCUGCACCUGAAGUGACGUGGACCAAAGAUGAUGUCAACCUGAAAACCCGAGCCAACAUUGAAAACACAGAGUCAUUUACUCUCCUGAUUAUCCCAGAAUGUAACAGAUAUGACACCGGUAAAUUUGUGAUGACCAUUGAAAACCCUGCUGGAAAGAAAAGUGGCUUUGUUAAUGUCAGAGUCUUGGACACGCCAGGCCCUGUCCUCAACCUACGACCUACAGACAUCACAAAGGACAGUGUCACCCUGCAUUGGGACCUCCCUCUGAUAGAUGGAGGCUCACGUAUAACAAACUAUAUUAUAGAGAAACGUGAAGCAACGCGGAAAUCUUAUGCCACAGCCACUACAAAGUGCCAUAAAUGUACGUAUAAAGUUACUGGCUUGACUGAAGGAUGUGAAUACUUCUUCAGAGUGAUGGCAGAGAAUGAAUAUGGAAUUGGUGAGCCAACAGAAACUACAGAACCUGUGAGAGCCUCUGAAGCACCGUCACCACCAGACAGCCUUAACAUCAUGGACAUAACUAGGAGCACUGUCAGCCUGGCAUGGCCUAAACCCAAGCACGAUGGUGGCAGCAAGAUCACUGGCUAUGUGAUUGAAGCCCAAAGAAAAGGUGCUGACCAGUGGACCCACAUCACAACUGUGAAAGGCUUAGAAUGUGUUGUGAGGAAUCUAACCGAGGGGGAGGAAUACACCUUCCAAGUGAUGGCAGUGAACAGUGCCGGGAGAAGUGCCCCUCGAGAGAGCAGACCCGUCAUUGUCAAGGAGCAGACAAUGCUUCCAGAGUUGGAUCUUCGUGGCAUCUAUCAGAAAUUGGUCAUUGCCAGAGCUGGGGACAACAUCAAAGUAGAAAUUCCAGUGCUUGGCCGACCACAGCCCACAGUGACAUGGAAGAAAGGAGACCAAAUUCUUAAACAGACACAGAGAGUUAAUUUUGAAAACACAGCAACUUCAACCAUCUUAAAUAUCAACGAGUGUGUCCGAAGUGAUAGCGGGCCCUAUCCAUUAACAGCAAGGAACAUUGUAGGAGAGGUCGGUGAUGUCAUCACCAUUCAAGUUCAUGAUAUCCCAGGGCCACCUACUGGACCAAUCAAAUUUGAUGAAGUUUCAUCUGAUUUUGUAACCUUUUCUUGGGACCCCCCUGAAAAUGAUGGAGGUGUUCCAAUAAGCAACUACGUGGUAGAAAUGCGGCAGACUGACAGCACCACCUGGGUCGAAUUAGCAACCACUGUUAUACGCACAACCUAUAAAGCCACCCGCCUUACUACUGGUGUAGAGUAUCAAUUCCGUGUAAAAGCUCAAAACAGAUAUGGAGUUGGACCAGGCAUCACAUCAGCAUCUGUCGUUGCCAACUAUCCAUUUAAGGUUCCUGGGCCUCCUGGUACCCCCCAGGUAACAGCAGUUACCAAAGAUUCAAUGACAAUUAGCUGGCACGAGCCUCUUUCUGAUGGGGGAAGCCCCAUUUUAGGAUAUCACAUUGAAAGAAAAGAACGAAAUGGUAUUCUCUGGCAGACUGUGAGCAAAGCAUUAGUACCAGGCAACAUUUUCAAAUCAACUGGACUUACAGAUGGUAUUGCUUAUGAAUUCCGAGUGAUUGCAGAAAACAUGGCAGGCAAAAGCAAGCCAAGCAAGCCGUCUGAACCUAUGUUAGCUUUGGAUCCCAUCGACCCACCUGGGAAACCUGUACCUUUAAAUAUUACUAGACAUACUGUGACACUUAAAUGGGCCAAGCCUGAAUAUACUGGAGGCUUUAAAAUUACUAGUUAUAUAGUUGAAAAGAGAGACCUUCCUAAUGGCCGGUGGCUAAAGGCUAACUUCAGCAACAUUUUGGAGAAUGAAUUUACAGUCAGUGGCCUAACAGAAGACGCUGCAUAUGAAUUCCGUGUGAUUGCCAAAAAUGCUGCUGGUGCCAUCAGUCCACCAUCUGAGCCAUCCGAUGCUAUCACGUGCAGGGACGACAUUGAAGCACCAAGGAUCAUGGUAGAUGUCAGAUUUAAGGACACAGUUAUAUUAAAAGCUGGUGAAGCGUUCAAGCUGGAAGCUGAUGUUUCGGGUCGCCCACCCCCAACAAUGGAGUGGACCAAAGAUGGAAAGGAGCUAGAAAACACAGCAAAAUUAGAAAUAAAAAUUGCAGAUUUCUCUACUAAUCUGGUAAACAAGGAUUCAUCGAGAACGGACAGUGGUGCCUAUACACUCACAGCGACUAAUCCUGGUGGCUUUGCCAAACAUAUUUUCAAUGUCAAAGUCCUUGAUAGACCAGGCCCACCUGAAGGACCUUUAGAUGUAUCUGAAGUGACAUCAGAAAAGUGUGUGUUAUCAUGGUUGCCUCCACUAGAUGAUGGAGGUGCCAAAAUCGAUCACUACAUAAUACAGAAACGUGAAACCAGCAGGUUGGCCUGGACAAAUGUAGCCUCAGAAGUCCAAGUAACAAAACUAAAGGUCACUAAACUUCUGAAAGGCAAUGAAUACAUAUUCCGUGUCAUGGCUGUAAAUAAAUAUGGAGUUGGAGAGCCACUAGAAUCAGAGCCUGUGCUUGCAGUGAAUCCUUAUGGACCCCCUGAUCCACCCAAAAAUCCUGAAGUUACAACAAUUACUAAAGAUUCGAUGGUUGUCUGCUGGGGACAUCCUGACUCUGAUGGAGGAAGUGAAAUCAUCAAUUAUAUUGUGGAACGGCGUGAUAAAGCCGGGCAACGCUGGGUGAAAUGCAACAAAAAGACUCUUACUGAUUUAAGAUAUAAAGUUUCUGGACUGACAGAAGGACAUGAAUAUGAGUUCAGGAUUAUGGCUGAAAAUGCUGCUGGAAUUAGUGCACCAAGUGCUACAAGUCCAUUUUAUAAGGCUUGUGAUGCUGUAUUUAAACCUGGCCCACCAGGUAACCCACGAGUUCUAGAUACAAGCAGAUCAUCCAUUUCAAUCGCUUGGAAUAAACCUAUCUAUGAUGGUGGUUCAGAAAUCACUGGGUAUAUGGUUGAGAUUGCCCUGCCAGAGGAAGAUGAGUGGCAGGUCGUCACUCCACCAGCUGGGCUCAAGGCAACUUCUUAUACCAUCACCAACCUCAUGGAGAAUCAAGAAUAUAAAAUUCGCAUCUAUGCCAUGAAUUCUGAAGGACUUGGGGAACCUGCCCUUGUUCCUGGAACUCCAAAGGCUGAAGACAGAUUGCUGCCUCCAGAGAUUGAACUGGAUGCUGACCUGCGCAAAGUUGUUACUAUAAGAGCCUGUUGUACCCUGAGACUUUUUGUUCCAAUCAAAGGAAGGCCUGCACCUGAGGUGAAGUGGACCCGAGAACAUGGAGAAUCUUUAGAGAAAGCCAGCAUUGAAUCCACAAGCUCUUAUACCCUGCUUAUUGUUGGAAAUGUAAACCGAUUCGACAGUGGCAAAUACAUACUAACUGUAGAAAACAGCUCAGGCAGCAAGUCCGCAUUUGUCAAUGUUAGAGUACUAGAUACCCCAGGCCCUCCACAGAACCUGAAGGUAAAGGAGGUCACCAAGACAUCUGUCACCCUGACAUGGGAGCCUCCUCUCCUGGACGGAGGUUCAAAAAUAAAGAACUAUAUUGUUGAAAAGCGGGAAUCAACAAGAAAAGCAUAUUCAACAGUUGCCACGAACUGCCACAAGACUUCCUGGAAAGUAGAGCAGCUUCAAGAAGGCUGUAGCUACUAUUUCAGGGUUCUCGCUGAAAAUGAAUAUGGCAUUGGGCUGCCCGCUGAAACUGCAGAAUCUGUGAAAGCAUCAGAACGACCUCUUCCUCCAGGAAAAAUAACCUUGGUGGAUGUCACAAGAAACAGUGUGUCACUCUCAUGGGAGAAACCAGAGCAUGAUGGAGGCAGCCGAAUUCUAGGCUACAUUGUGGAGAUGCAGAGCAAAGGCAGUGAUAAAUGGGCCACAUGUGCCACAGUCAAGGUCACCGAAGCCACUAUAACUGGGUUAAUUCAGGGUGAGGAAUACUCCUUCCGUGUUUCAGCUCAGAAUGAAAAAGGCAUCAGUGAUCCUAGACAACUGAGCGUGCCAGUGAUUGCCAAAGAUCUUGUCAUUCCACCAGCCUUCAAACUCCCAUUCAAUACUUUCACCGUCUUGGCAGGUGAAGACCUGAAAGUUGAUGUUCCAUUCAUUGGCCGCCCUACACCAGCUGUAACCUGGCAUAAAGACGAUGUGCCACUGAAGCAGACAACCCGAGUCAAUGCAGAGAGCACAGAAAAUAACUCACUGCUGACAAUAAAGGAAGCUUGCCGAGAAGAUGUUGGCCAUUAUGUAGUGAAACUAACUAACUGUGCUGGUGAAGCUACUGAAACCCUUAAUGUUAUUGUCCUUGACAAACCAGGGCCUCCAAGUGGACCAGUUAAAAUGGAUGAAGUAACUGCUGACAGUAUUACUCUUUCCUGGGGCCCACCUAAGUAUGAUGGGGGAAGUUCUAUCAAUAACUACAUUGUUGAGAAACGGGACACUUCCACAACCACCUGGCAAAUUGUGUCAGCCACGGUUGCAAGGACAACAAUAAAGGCUUGCAGAUUAAAGACUGGAUGUGAAUAUCAGUUUAGAAUUGCAGCUGAAAACCGAUAUGGAAAGAGUACCUACCUCAAUUCAGAGCCUAUUGUGGCCCAGUAUCCAUUCAAAGUUCCUGGUCCUCCCGGCACUCCUAUUGUCACUCUCUCCUCCAAGGACAGCAUGGAAGUACAGUGGAACGAGCCAGUCAGCGAUGGAGGAAGCAGAGUCAUUGGCUAUCAUCUAGAACGCAAGGAAAGAAAUAGCAUCCUCUGGGUUAAGCUGAAUAAAACACCCAUUCCUCAAACCAAGUUUAAAGCAACUGGCCUUGAAGAAGGCAUUGAAUAUGAAUUUAGAGUCUCUGCAGAGAACAUUGUGGGCAUUGGCAAGCCAAGUAAAGUGUCAGAGUGCUAUGUAGCUCGUGACCCCUGUGAUCCACCAGGACGACCAGAAGCAAUCAUUGUCACAAGGAAUUCUGUGACACUUCAGUGGAAGAAACCUGCCUAUGAUGGUGGAAGCAAGAUCACUGGUUAUGUCGUUGAGAAGAAAGAAUUACCCGAGGGCCGCUGGAUGAAAGCCAGUUUUACAAAUAUCAUUGACACCCAGUUUGAAGUAACUGGCCUUGUUGAAGACCACAGAUAUGAGUUCCGGGUUAUUGCUCGAAAUGCUGCAGGAGUGUUCAGUGAGCCUUCAGAGAGCACAGGAGCGAUCACUGCAAGGGAUGAAAUUGAGCCACCACGAAUCAGUGUGGAUCCAAAAUUCAAAGACACAGUCACGGUGCAUGCUGGUGAGUCAUUCAGGGUCGAUGCAGACGUUUACGGCAAACCAAUACCAACCAUUCAGUGGAUUAAAGGCGAUCAGGAGCUUUCAAGCACAGCUCGAUUAGAAAUAAAGAGCACUGACUUUGCCACCAGUCUCAGCAUAAAGGAUGCAGUUCGUGUUGACAGUGGAAAUUAUAUACUAAAGGCCAAAAAUGUUGCAGGAGAACGAUCAGUGACUGUGAAUGUCAAAGUUCUUGAUAGGCCAGGUCCACCUGAAGGACCUGUUGUCAUCUCAGGAGUUACAGCAGAAAAAUGCUCACUUGCUUGGAAACCCCCACUUCAGGAUGGUGGGAGUGAUAUCAUAAAUUAUAUUGUGGAAAGGAGAGAAACCAGCCGCUUAGUUUGGACUGUGGUUGAUGCCAAUGUGCAAACUCUCAGCUGCAAAGUUACUAAGCUUCUUGAAGGCAAUGAAUAUAUUUUCCGUAUAAUGGCUGUAAACAAAUAUGGUGUUGGUGAACCUCUUGAAUCUGAGCCAGUCAUUGCCAAGAAUCCAUUUGUAGUGCCAGAUGCACCAAAAGCUCCAGAAGUUACAACAGUGACCAAAGACUCAAUGAUUGUUGUAUGGGAAAGGCCAGCAUCUGAUGGUGGCAGUGAAAUUCUUGGUUAUGUUCUUGAAAAACGAGAUAAAGAGGGCAUUAGAUGGACAAGAUGCCAUAAGCGUCUGGUUGGGGAGUUGCGUUUGAGAGUAACUGGACUCAUAGAAAAUCACAAUUAUGAGUUCAGAGUCUCAGCUGAGAAUGCUGCCGGACUUAGUGAACCAAGCCUUCCUUCUGCUUACCAAAAGGCUUGUGAUCCCAUUUAUAAGCCAGGACCUCCAAACAACCCAAAAGUCAUAGAUGUUACCAGGUCUUCAGUUUUCCUGUCUUGGAGCAAACCAAUAUAUGAUGGUGGCUGUGAAAUCCAAGGAUAUAUUGUUGAAAAAUGUGAUGUGAGUGUUGGUGAUUGGACAAUGUGCACUCCACCAACUGGAAUCAAUAAAACAAAUAUAGAAGUUGAGAAGCUCUUGGAAAAGCAUGAAUACAACUUCCGUAUCUGUGCUAUUAAUAAAGCUGGAGUUGGAGAACAUGCAGAUGUCCCUGGACCUGUUAUAGUUGAAGAAAAACUAGAAGCACCUGACAUUGAUCUUGACCUAGAAUUAAGGAAAAUUAUAAAUAUAAGAGCAGGGGGCUCCUUAAGGUUAUUUGUUCCCAUAAGAGGUCGUCCUACACCAGAAGUUAAAUGGGGGAAGGUGGAUGGUGAAAUACGAGAUGCAGCUAUAAUUGACAUCACUAGCAGUUUCACCUCUCUUGUUCUUGACAACGUUAACCGAUACGACAGUGGAAAAUACACUCUCACUUUAGAAAACAGCAGUGGAACAAAGUCUGCCUUUGUUACUGUGAGAGUCCUGGACACACCAAGUCCACCUGUUAACUUAAAAGUCACAGAUAUCACCAAAGACUCAGUAUCAAUUACAUGGGAACCUCCUUUGUUGGAUGGGGGGUCCAAAAUAAAAAAUUACAUUGUUGAGAAACGUGAAGCCACAAGAAAAUCAUAUGCUGCUGUUGUAACUAAUUGUCAUAAGAAUUCUUGGAAAAUUGAACAACUCCAAGAAGGCUGCAGUUACUACUUUAGAGUCACAGCAGAGAAUGAGUAUGGUAUUGGCCUUCCUGCCCACACUGCUGAUCCAAUUAAGGUUGCAGAAGUCCCACAACCUCCAGGAAAAAUAACUGUGGAUGAUGUCACCAGAAACAGUGUCUCUCUGAGUUGGACAAAGCCUGAACACGAUGGUGGCAGUAAAAUCAUUCAAUAUAUUGUGGAAAUGCAAGCUAAACGCAGUGAGAAAUGGUCAGAGUGUGCUCGAGUAAAGUCUCUUGAUGCAGUAAUUACCAAUCUAACUCAGGGAGAAGAAUAUCUUUUCAGAGUUGUUGCUGUAAAUGAAAAGGGGAGAAGUGACCCAAGGUCCCUCGCUGUUCCAAUAGUUGCCAAAGAUCUGGUCAUUGAACCAGAUGUGAGACCUGCAUUCAGCAGUUACAGUGUACAGGUUGGCCAAGAUUUGAAAAUUGAAGUACCAAUUUCUGGACGUCCUAAGCCAACCAUUACCUGGACUAAAGAUAGUCUUCCACUGAAGCAGACAACAAGAGUCAAUGUUACUGAUUCACUUGAUCUCACCACACUCAGUAUUAAAGAAACUCAUAAGGAUGAUGGUGGACAAUAUGGAAUCACAGUUGCCAAUGUUGUUGGUCAGAAAGCAGCAUCCAUCGAAAUUAUAACUCUAGAUAAGCCUGAUCCUCCGAAAGGACCUGUUAAAUUUGAUGAAGUCAGUGCUGAAAGUAUUACAAUAUCUUGGAAUCCUCCAUUAUAUACAGGAGGCUGCCAAAUCACCAACUACAUUGUUCAGAAGAGAGAUACAACCACCACAGUGUGGGAUGUUGUUUCUGCUACUGUUGCUAGAACUACACUCAAAGUAACCAAACUGAAAACUGGCACAGAAUACCAGUUCAGAAUUUUUGCUGAAAACAGAUAUGGACAAAGCUUUGCCUUAGAGUCUGAUCCAAUUGUAGCUCAAUAUCCCUACAAAGAGCCAGGCCCUCCAGGCACACCAUUUGCCACAGCCAUUUCCAAAGACUCCAUGGUUAUGCAGUGGCAUGAACCAAUCAAUAAUGGUGGAAGCCCAGUCAUAGGUUACCACCUUGAGAAAAAGGAAAGAAAUAGUAUUAUGUGGACAAAAGUCAACAAAACUAUUAUUCAUGAUACCCAGUUUAAAGCACAGAAUCUCGAAGAAGGCAUUGAAUAUGAAUUCAGAGUUUAUGCUGAAAAUAUUGUUGGUGUAGGCAAAGCAAGCAAGAAUUCUGAAUGCUAUGUAGCCAGAGAUCCCUGUGACCCACCAGGAACCCCAGAAGCAAUAAUAAUUAAAAGAAAUGAAAUCACUCUACAGUGGACCAAACCUGUGUAUGAUGGUGGAAGUAUGAUCACAGGCUACAUUGUGGAGAAACGUGAUUUGCCUGAUGGUCGAUGGAUGAAAGCUAGCUUCACAAAUGUCAUUGAAACUCAAUUCACUGUGUCAGGUCUUACUGAAGAUCAAAGAUAUGAAUUCAGAGUCAUUGCAAAGAACGCAGCUGGUACAAUAAGUAAACCCUCUGACAGUACCGGACCAAUAACUGCCAAGGAUGAGGUCGAACUCCCGAGAAUUUCAAUGGAUCCAAAAUACAGAGAUACAAUUGUGGUAAAUGCUGGAGAAACAUUCAGGCUUGAGGCUGAUGUCUAUGGGAAGCCCUUGCCUACCAUCGAGUGGUUAAGAGGAGAUAAAGAAGUUGAAGAAUCUGCUAGAUGUGAAAUAAAGAAUACAGAUUUCAAGGCUUUACUUAUAGUAAAGGAUGCCAUUAGAAUUGAUGGCGGACAGUAUAUUUUAAGAGCAUCCAAUGUUGCAGGUUCUAAGUCAUUCCCAGUAAAUGUGAAAGUAUUAGACAGACCAGGACCUCCAGAAGGGCCAGUCCAGGUUACUGGAGUCACUUCUGAAAAAUGCAAUUUAACAUGGUCCCCACCACUUCAAGAUGGUGGCAGUGACAUUUCUCACUAUGUUGUUGAAAAGCGAGAAACCAGUCGGCUUGCUUGGACUGUUGUUUCUUCAGAAGUUGUGACCAAUUCUCUGAAAGUUACCAAACUCUUAGAAGGGAAUGAAUAUAUUUUCCGUAUAAUGGCUGUCAACAAGUAUGGUGUUGGAGAGCCUUUGGAAUCUGCACCAGUCCUGAUGAAAAAUCCAUUUGUGCUUCCUGGACCACCAAAAAGCCUGGAAGUUACAAACAUUGCCAAAGACUCCAUGACUGUCUGCUGGAACCGCCCAGAUAGUGAUGGAGGAAGUGAGAUUAUUGGCUACAUUGUAGAGAAAAGAGACAGAAGUGGCAUUCGAUGGAUAAAAUGUAAUAAACGCCGCAUUACAGAUUUGCGACUACGAGUAACAGGAUUGACAGAAGAUCAUGAGUAUGAGUUCAGAGUUUCUGCAGAAAAUGCUGCUGGAAUUGGAGAACCAAGUCCAGCUACAGUUUAUUAUAAAGCUUGUGAUCCUGUGUUUAAGCCUGGCCCACCCACCAAUGUGCACACUGUAGAUACCACUAAAAACUCAAUUACACUUGCCUGGGGUAAACCCAUCUAUGAUGGUGGCAGCGAGAUCCUAGGAUAUGUAGUAGAGAUCUGUAAAGCAGAUGAAGAAGAAUGGCAGAUAGUUACUCCACAGACUGGUCUGAGAGUCACUCGAUUUGAAAUUUCAAAACUCAUUGAACACCAAGAAUAUAAAAUACGAGUGUGUGCCCUCAACAAAGUUGGUUUAGGAGAGGCUGCAUCAGUUCCUGGUACUGUGAAACCAGAAGAUAAACUUGAAGCUCCUGAACUUGACCUUGACUCUGAAUUAAGGAAAGGAAUUGUUGUAAGAGCUGGUGGAUCUGCCAGAAUUCAUAUUCCAUUCAAAGGUCGUCCAACACCUGAGAUCACUUGGUCUCGAGAGGAAGGUGAAUUCACAGAUAAGGUGCAAAUUGAAAAGGGAGUAAAUUAUACCCAACUAUCAAUAGAUAACUGUGACAGAAAUGAUGCUGGAAAAUACAUUCUCAAGCUGGAAAACAGCAGUGGAUCUAAGUCUGCUUUUGUAACUGUGAAAGUUCUUGACACCCCAGGACCACCACAGAAUUUGACAGUCAAAGAAGUGAGAAAGGAUUCUGUCCUUCUGGUAUGGGAACCACCCAUUAUCGAUGGGGGCGCAAAAGUCAAGAACUAUGUCAUUGACAAACGUGAGUCAACAAGAAAAGCAUAUGCUAAUGUGAGCAGUAAGUGCAGCAAAACAAGUUUUAAAGUUGAGAAUCUUACAGAAGGAGCCACUUACUACUUUAGAGUAAUGGCUGAAAAUGAAUUUGGAGUUGGUGUUCCAGUGGAGACUGUGGAUGCUGUGAAAGCUGCUGAACCUCCUUCACCACCAGGAAAAGUUACACUCACUGAUGUGUCCCAGACCAGUGCAUCACUUAUGUGGGAGAAACCUGAACAUGAUGGUGGUAGCAGAAUCCUGGGGUAUGUUGUUGAAAUGCAGCCCAAAGGAACUGAAAAAUGGAGUACUGUGGCUGAGUCGAAAGUCUGUAAUGCAGUUGUCACCAGUUUGAGUUCUGGACAAGAAUAUCAAUUCCGUGUCAAAGCUUACAACGAGAAAGGAAAAAGUGAUCCAAGGGCACUUGGUGUUCCUGUCAUAGCCAAGGACUUGACUAUACAGCCUAGUUUAAAGUUACCAUUUAACACAUACAGUGUCCAAGCAGGAGAAGAUCUUAAAAUAGAAAUUCCAGUUAUAGGCCGACCAAGACCUAAAAUUGACUGGGUCAAAGAUGGUGAGCCUCUUAAACAAACAACAAGAGCAAAUGUUGAAGAAACAGCUACCUCAACUAUUUUGCACAUAAAGGAAUGUAACAAAGAUGACUUCGGGAAGUACACCAUAACAGCCACAAAUAGUGCAGGCACAGCCACAGAAAACCUCAGCAUUAUCGUUUUAGAAAAGCCUGGGCCUCCGGUUGGACCAGUUCGGUUUGAUGAAGUUAGUGCAGACUUUGUGGUCAUAUCUUGGGAACCUCCAGCCUAUACUGGUGGUUGCCAAAUAAGCAACUACAUUGUAGAGAAACGAGAUACAACCACCACCACUUGGCACAUGGUAUCUGCCACAGUUGCAAGAACAACAAUUAAAAUAACAAAACUGAAAACAGGCACUGAGUACCAGUUUAGGAUUUUUGCUGAAAACAGAUAUGGCAAAAGUACCUCCCUGGAUUCUAAACCAGUUGUUGUACAAUAUCCAUUCAAAGAACCCGGACCACCUGGAACUCCUUUUGUGACAUCAAUCUCAAAAGAUCAAAUGCUCGUGCAAUGGCAUGAGCCAGUUAAUGAUGGAGGCAGCAAAGUUAUUGGCUACCACCUUGAACAGAAAGAAAAGAACAGCAUUUUAUGGGUCAAGGUAAAUAAGACUCCCAUUCAAGAUACCAAAUUCAAAACAACUGGGCUUGAUGAAGGCCUUGAGUAUGAGUUUAAAGUCUCUGCUGAAAAUGUUGUUGGCAUCGGCAAGCCUAGCAAAGUCUCAGAAUGCUUUGUUGCUCGUGAUCCAUGUGACCCACCUGGUCGCCCUGAAGCCAUUGUCAUUACAAGAAACAGUGUCACCCUGAAGUGGAAGAAACCUGCCUAUGAUGGUGGCAGCAAAAUAACAGGUUAUAUUGUAGAAAAGAAAGAUCUACCUGAUGGCCGCUGGAUGAAAGCCAGCUUUACCAAUGUAUUAGAUACUGAAUUUACAGUGAGCGGACUUGUAGAAAACCAAAGAUAUGAAUUUAGAGUAAUUGCAAGAAAUGCAGCUGGCAACUUUAGCGAACCAUCUGAGAGCAGUGGUGCCAUUACUGCAAGAGAUGAAAUUGAUGCACCAGAUGCCUCUUUGGAUCCAAAAUAUAAAGAUGUCAUCGUUGUUCAUGCAGGAGAGACUUUUGUUCUUGAAGCUGAUAUCCGCGGCAAACCCAUACCUGAUAUUGUUUGGUCAAAAGAUGGAAAAGAGCUUGAAGAAACAGCUGCUAGAAUGGAAAUUAAAUCUACUCUUCAGAAAACAUCUCUUGUUGUCAAAGACUGUAUACGGGCUGAUGGAGGACAAUAUGUUCUGAAACUCAGCAAUGUUGGUGGUACAAAGUCUAUACCAAUCACUGUAAAGGUCCUUGACAGGCCAGGGCCUCCUGAAGGGCCGCUGAAAGUUACCGGAGUUACCGAAGAAAAAUGUUACCUGGCAUGGAACCCACCUUUGCAAGAUGGUGGUGCCAGUAUUUCUCAUUACAUCAUUGAAAAGAGAGAGACAAGCCGACUUUCCUGGACCCAGGUUUCAACUGAGGUACCAGCCCUUAACUAUAAAGUAACUAAACUUCUUCCUGGUAAUGAGUACAUUUUCCGUGUCAUGGCUGUGAAUAAAUAUGGAAUUGGAGAGCCACUGGAAUCUGAGCCUGUUAUAGCCCGUAAUCCUUAUAAGCCACCAGGCCCACCUUCAACACCUGAAGUCUCAACAAUCACCAAAGACUCUAUGGUAGUAACAUGGGCUCGGCCAGUAGAUGAUGGAGGUGCUGAAAUUGAGGGCUACAUUCUCGAGAAACGAGAUAAAGAAGGCAUUAGAUGGACCAAGUGCAAUAAGAAGACACUAACAGAUCUCCGGUUCCGGGUAACUGGUCUUACUGAAGGCCAUUCCUAUGAAUUCAGAGUUUCUGCUGAAAACGCAGCUGGUGUGGGUGAACCCAGUGAGCCAUCUGUUUUCUACCGUGCAUGUGAUGCCUUAUAUCCACCAGGUCCACCAAGCAAUCCAAAAGUGACAGACACUUCCAGAUCUUCUGUAUCACUGGCAUGGAGUAAGCCAAUUUAUGAUGGUGGUGCACCUGUUAAAGGCUAUGUGGUUGAGGUCAAAGAAGCCUCUGCUGAUGAAUGGACAACUUGCACUCCACCAACCGGACUACAAGGAAAACAGUUUACAGUGACCAAACUUAAAGAAAAUACUGAAUAUAACUUCCGAAUUUGUGCCAUCAAUUCUGAAGGCGUAGGUGAACCUGCAACUAUCCCUGGCUCAGUUGCUGCUCAGGAGAGGGCAGAGCCACCAGAAAUAGAACUUGAUGCUGAUCUCAGAAAGGUUGUCAUUCUGCGUGCAAGCGCUACGUUACGCUUAUUCGUCACUAUCAAAGGUCGACCAGAACCUGAAGUGAAGUGGGAAAAGGCUGAUGGCAUUCUCACUGACAGGGCCCAGAUUGAGGUGACCAGCUCCUUUACAAUGUUGGUGAUUGACAACGUGACCAGAUUUGACAGUGGUCGGUACAAUCUGACAUUAGAAAAUAACAGUGGCUCCAAAACAGCUUUUGUUAAUGUCAGAGUUCUUGACUCACCAAGUGCUCCUGUGAAUCUGACUGUAAAAGAAGUAAAGAAGGACUCAGUGAUACUGUCCUGGGAACCACCACUUAUUGAUGGCGGAGCUAAGAUUACAAACUACAUUGUUGAAAAACGAGAAACGACAAGAAAAGCCUAUGCUACUAUUACAAACAAUUGCACUAAAAAUACUUUCAAAAUCGAAAAUCUACAAGAAGGAUGUUCUUACUACUUCCGAGUCUUAGCUUCCAAUGAAUAUGGGAUUGGUUUACCAGCUGAAACAACUGAACCCGUUAAAGCAGCUGAACCACCCCUCCCACCUGGAAGAGUAACUCUUGUUGAUGUGACCCGUAAUACAGCUACACUUAAGUGGGAGAAACCAGAAAGUGAUGGUGGAAGCAAAAUCACUGGUUAUGUAGUUGAAAUGCAGACUAAAGGGAGUGAAAAAUGGAGCACUUGUACACAAGUUAAGACUUUAGAAGCAACCGUAUCUGGCCUAACUGCAGGUGAAGAGUAUGCCUUCCGGGUAGCUGCAGUUAAUGAAAAAGGAAGAAGUGAUCCAAGACAACUGGGAGUGCCAGUAAUUGCAAGAGAUAUUGAAAUAAAGCCUUCAGUUGAGCUACCUUUCCAUACUUACAAUGUAAAGGCUAGAGACCAACUUAAGAUUGAUGUACCAUUCAAAGGAAGACCUCAAGCUACUGUGACCUGGAAAAAAGAUGGUCAGACACUUAAAGAGACAACUAGAGUCAACGUUUCUUCUUCAAAGACUGUAACAUCACUAUCUAUUAAGGAAGCUUCAAGGGAAGAUGUUGGAACUUAUGAAUUAUGUGUUUCAAAUAGUGCUGGAUCUGUAACAGUUCCUAUUACCGUAAUUGUCCUUGACAGACCAGGACCUCCAGGUCCCAUACAUAUCGAUGAGGUUAGUUGCGACAAUGUAACUAUUUCUUGGACUCCUCCAGAAUAUGAUGGUGGCUGCCAAAUUAGCAAUUACAUUGUUGAAAAGAAAGAAACCACUUCUACAACUUGGCAUGUAGUCUCCCAAGCAGUUGCAAGAACAUCUAUUAAAAUAGUUCGUCUGAUAACAGGAAGUGAGUAUCAGUUCCGUGUCUGUGCAGAAAACCGUUAUGGAAAGAGUACCUACAGUGAAUCUUCAGCUAUUGUUGUGGAGUACCCAUUCAGUCCCCCAGGUCCUCCUGGUACUCCAAAAGUUGUGCAUGCCACCAAAUCUACCAUGAUUGUAAGCUGGCAAGUUCCAGUUAAUGAUGGAGGAAGUCAAGUAAUCGGCUAUCACCUUGAGUAUAAAGAAAGAAGCAGCAUUCUUUGGUCAAAAGCAAAUAAAGUCCUCAUUGCUGAUACUCAAAUGAAAGUCUCUGGCCUUGAUGAGGGUCUGAUGUAUGAGUAUCGUGUAUAUGCUGAGAAUAUUGCUGGAAUUGGCAAAUGCAGUAAGUCUUGUGAACCAGUCCCUGCAAGAGAUCCUUGUGAUCCUCCUGGACAACCUGAAGUCACAAAUAUCACAAGAAAAUCAGUGUCACUUAAAUGGUCUAAACCACAUUAUGAUGGUGGAGCUAAGAUCACAGGAUACAUUGUUGAACGUAGAGAACUCCCAGAUGGCCGGUGGCUGAAGUGCAAUUAUACUAACGUACAAGAAACAUACUUUGAAGUAACUGAACUUACUGAAGAUCAGCGUUAUGAAUUCCGGGUUUUUGCAAGGAAUGCUGCUGACUCCAUUAGCGAACCAUCUGAAUCCACUGGACCUAUUACAGUCAAAGAUGAUGUUGAGGCUCCAAGAAUUAUGAUGGAUGUCAAGUUCCGAGAUGUAGUUGUUGUCAAAGCUGGAGAGAUCCUUAAGAUAAAUGCAGACAUUGCAGGGCGACCUCUGCCAGUAAUCUCCUGGGCCAAGGAUGGUGUAGAAAUUGAAGAAAGAGCAAGAACAGAAAUUGUCUCAACAGACUCUAAUACUUCAUUAACAGUUAAAGAUUGUGUAAGACGAGACACUGGGCAAUAUACACUAACACUGAAGAAUGUUGCAGGAACUCGAUCUGUGGCAGUUAAUUGCAAGAUACUUGAUAAGCCUGGCCCACCAGCAGGACCACUUGAAAUAAGUGGCCUCACUUCUGAGAAAUGCUCUCUUUCCUGGGGACGUCCCCAAGAAGAUGGCGGUGCAGAUAUCGACUAUUACAUUGUAGAAAAGCGUGAAACAAGCCGCCUUGCAUGGACAAUAUGUGAAGCAGAGUUGCGGACGACAUUCUGCAAAGUAACCAAGUUACUCAAAGGCAAUGAAUAUAUAUUUAGAGUCACUGGUGUUAAUAAAUAUGGUGUUGGUGAGUCCCUAGAGAGUGUGGCUGUAAAGGCACUAGAUCCAUUUACAGUUCCAAGUCCACCCACAUCUUUGGAGAUUACAUCUGUGACCAAAGAGUUCAUGACACUAUGUUGGGCAAGACCUGAGAGUGAUGGAGGCAGUGAAAUCUCUGGAUAUAUCAUUGAAAGGCGAGAGAAAAACAGCCUACUAUGGGUGCGUGUAAACAAAAAACCAGUUUAUGAUCUGAGAGUGAAAUCAACUGGACUUAGGGAAGGGUGUGAAUAUGAGUAUCGGGUUUAUGCAGAAAAUGCUGCUGGCCUAAGCCUUCCAAGUGAACCCUCUCCCUUAAUUCGGGCAGAAGAUCCAGUGUUCUUACCAUCUCCUCCAUCCAAACCCAAAAUUGUGGACUCAAGCAAGACAACUAUUACUAUUAGCUGGGUUAAGCCCUUGUUUGAUGGUGGGGCCCCAAUAACUGGAUACACUGUAGAAUAUAAAACUUCUGAUGAAACUGACUGGAAAACUGCCAUUCAGAACUUAAGAGGUACAGAAUAUACAGUAAGUGGACUCACAACAGGAGCUGAAUAUGUUUUUAGAGUGAGAUCUGUCAAUAAGGUCGGUGCUAGUGAUCCCAGUGAAAGCUCUGACCUUCAGGUAGCAAAAGAAAGAGAAGAAGAGCCUGUAUUUGAUAUUGACAGUGAAAUGAGGAAGACCUUGAUUGUCAAGGCAGGCACCUCAUUUACCAUGACUGUGCCUUUCCGAGGAAGACCAGUACCCAGUGUCUCGUGGAGUAAGCCAGACACUGACCUCCGCACUAGAGCUUAUAUUGAUUCCACGGACUCUCGUACAUCACUCACUAUUGAAAAUGCCAACAGAAGUGAUUCUGGAAAAUACACAUUAACAAUUCAGAACGUUUUGAGUGCUGCUACUCUGACCUUAGUUGUCAAAGUUUUAGAUUCCCCAGGUCCUCCAGCCAAUAUUACUGUACACGAUGUAACCAAAGAGUCUGCAGUAUUGUCUUGGGACGUCCCUGAAAAUGAUGGUGGAGCACCAGUGAAGAAUUACCACAUAGAAAAACGCGAGGCCAGCAAGAAAGCAUGGGUCUCCGUGACCAAUAACUGUAACCGCCUGUCCUACAAAGUUACCAACUUACAAGAAGGAGCUAUUUACUACUUCAGAGUGGCCGGAGAAAACGAGUUUGGUGUUGGCAUACCAGCUGAAAUGAAGGAAGGAGUGAAAAUAACAGAAAAACCAAGUCCACCUGAAAAACUUGGAGUAACAAGUACAUCAAAAGACAGCGUUUCUCUGACCUGGUUGAAGCCCGAGCAUGACAGUGGCAGCAGAAUUGUACACUAUAUUGUUGAAGCACUAGAAAAAGGACAGAAAAACUGGGUCAAAUGUGCAGUGGUGAAAUCAACCCAUCACGUCGUUUCUGGUCUGAAGGAGAAUUCGGAAUACUUUUUCCGGGUGUUUGCUGAGAAUCAAGCUGGCCUGAGUGACCCGAGAGAGCUUCUGCUUCCUGUUCUUGUUAAGGAGCACCUAGAACCACCUGAAAUUGAUAUGAAGAAUUUCCCAAGUCACACUGUCUAUGUUAGAGCUGGUUCAAACCUCAAAGUUGACAUUCCAAUUUCUGGAAAACCACUGCCCAAAGUGACCUUAUCAAGAGAUGGUGUACCCCUGAAGGCAACCAUGAGAUUUAAUACUGAAAUUACUGCAGAGAACCUGACCAUCAAUCUCAAAGAAAGUGUUGCUGGUGAUGCUGGAAGAUAUGAGAUCACUGCCUCCAACUCCAGCGGAACAACCAAAGCUUUCAUUAACAUCAUCGUGCUAGACAGGCCUGGCCCUCCGACCGGCCCUGUUGUUGUUAGUGACAUAACUGAAGAAAGUGUGAUUCUCAAAUGGGAGCCACCUAAAUAUGAUGGUGGAAGUCAAGUUACCAAUUACAUUGUACUCAAGAGAGAAACAAGUACAGCAACAUGGACUGAAGUAUCCGCAACCGUUGCAAGAACCACAAUGAAGGUCAUGAAACUGACCACAGGAGAAGAAUACCAAUUCCGCAUCAAGGCAGAAAACCGCUUUGGCAUCAGUGAUCACAUAGAUUCAGCUUGUGUUAUUGUCAAACUGCCAUACACAACACCUGGACCACCAUCUACACCAUGGGUCACAAAUGUCACUCGAGAAAGCAUCACUGUAAGCUGGAAUGAACCAGUGUCCAAUGGAGGCAGUGCAGUCAUAGGCUAUCAUCUGGAAAUGAAGGACAGAAAUAGUAUUUUAUGGCAAAAAGCCAAUAAAAUGGUCGUCCGCACAACUCACUUCAAAGUCACAACAAUCAGCGCUGGGCUUAUUUAUGAAUUCAGGGUAUAUGCAGAAAAUGCUGCUGGUGUUGGAAAACCCAGCCAUCCUUCUGAACCAGUCUUGGCCAUUGAUGCUUGUGAACCCCCAAGAAAUGUUCGUGUCACUGAUAUUUCAAAGAACUUUGUUAGCCUUUCAUGGCAACAGCCAGCUUUUGAUGGAGGAAGCAAAGUUACAGGCUAUAUCGUUGAGAGACGUGACCUUCCAGAUGGCAGAUGGACCAAGGCCAGCUUCACCAAUGUUAUUGAGACUCAAUUCACUGUCUCUGGCUUAACUCAGAAUUCCCAGUAUGAAUUCCGUGUCUUUGCUAGGAAUGCUGUUGGUUCCAUUAGCAAUCCAUCUGAGAUUGUAGGCCCUGUUACAUGCAUUGAUUCUUAUGGUGGUCCAGUAAUUGAUUUACCUCUAGAAUAUACAGAAGUUGUCAAAUACAGAGCAGGUACAUCUGUGAAGCUCAGAGCUGGCAUUUCUGGCAAACCUGAACCUACAAUUGAAUGGUAUAAAGAUGAUAAAGAAUUACAAACCAAUGCACUGCUGUGUGUUGAAAAUACCACUGACCUCGCAUCUAUACUCAUUAAAGAUGCCAAUCGCCUUAAUAGUGGAAGCUAUGAAUUAAAACUAAGGAAUGCCAUGGGUUCAGCCUCAGCCACCAUCAGAGUGCAGAUCCUUGACAAACCAGGACCUCCAGGUGGGCCCAUUGAAUUUAAGACUGUCACUGCUGAAAAGAUCACCCUUCUCUGGCGGCCUCCAGCUGAUGAUGGUGGUGCAAAAAUCACUCACUAUAUUGUAGAAAAGCGUGAGACAAGCCGUGUUGUGUGGUCUAUGGUAUCUGAAAACCUGGAAGAGUGCAUAAUUACAACCACCAAAAUUAUCAAAGGAAAUGAAUACAUCUUCCGGGUCCGAGCCGUAAACAAAUACGGAAUUGGAGAGCCACUAGAAUCUGAUUCAGUUGUAGCCAAGAAUGCAUUUGUUACACCUGGGCCACCAAGCAUACCAGAAGUGACAAAGAUUACCAAGAAUUCAAUGACUGUUGUCUGGAACAGGCCAGUUGUAGAUGGUGGUAGUGAAGUAAGCGGCUAUUACCUUGAAAAACGAGAUAAGAAGAGUCUGGGGUGGUUUAAAGUACUAAAAGAGACCAUCCGUGACACCAGACAGAAGGUGACAGGACUCAUAGAAAACAGUGACUAUCAAUACCGAGUUUGUGCUGUAAAUGCUGCUGGACAGGGUCCAUUCUCCGAACCAUCUGACUUCUACAAAGCUGCUGAUCCUAUUGAUCCUCCAGGGCCACCUGCUAAGAUAAGAAUUGCAGAUUCAACUAAAUCAUCCAUCACUCUUGGCUGGAGUAAACCUGUCUAUGAUGGGGGCAGUGCUGUUACUGGUUACGUUGUUGAGAUGAGACAAGGAGAAGAAGAGGAAUGGAUUGUUGUCUCCACCAAAGGAGAAGUCAGAACUACAGAAUAUGUGGUCUCUAACCUGAAACCUGCAGUCAAUUACUACUUCCGGGUGUCUGCUGUAAAUUGUGCUGGACAAGGAGAACCCAUAGAAAUGACUGAACCUGCACAAGCCAAAGAUAUACUUGAGGAACCAGAGAUCGACCUCGAUGUGGCUCUCCGAACCUCUGUGAUAGCAAAAGCUGGUGAAGAUGUGCAAGUCCUGAUUCCCUUUAAAGGCAGACCUCCACCUACUGUCAUAUGGAGAAAAGAUGAGAAGAAUCUUAGCAGUGAUGCCAGAUACAACAUUCAAAACACAGAUUCAUCUUCAUUACUCACUAUUCCUCAAGUCACUCGCAAUGACACAGGAAAAUAUAUUCUCACAAUAGAAAAUGGAGUUGGCCAACCAAAGUCUUCAACAGUGAGCGUGAAAGUACUUGAUACACCAGCUGCCUGCCAGAAUCUACAGGUUAAACACGUUUCUCGAGGCACCGUCACUCUGCUCUGGGAUCCUCCUCUCAUCGAUGGAGGCUCUCCCAUAAUUAAUUAUGUUGUUGAAAAGAGAGAUGCCACAAAGAGAACAUGGUCUGUUGUGUCCCACAAAUGUUCUAGCACAUCCUUUAAGGUAACAGACUUGUCAGAGAAAACUCCAUUCUUCUUCAGAGUUCUUGCCGAGAAUGAAAUCGGAAUUGGCGAACCCUGUGAAACAACAGAGCCAGUGAAGGCUGCUGAAGUUCCAGCUCCUAUACGUGAUCUCUCAAUGAAAGAUUCAACAAAGACAUCUGUUACCCUCAGCUGGACCAAACCUGACUUUGACGGUGGUAGCAUCAUCACAGACUACGUUGUGGAAAGGAAAGGUAAAGGCGAACAAACAUGGUCGCAUGCUGGCACAAGCAAGGCAUGUGAGAUUGAGGUUGGCCAACUGAAGGAACAGUCAGUCCUGGAAUUCAGAGUGUUUGCCAAAAAUGAAAAAGGACUGAGUGAUGCUGUCACUAUUGGGCCAAUUACGGUGAAAGAACUUGUCAUUACACCUGAAGUCGACCUGUCAGAAAUCCCCGGGGCACAAAUAAGCGUGAGAAUCGGGCACAAUGUGCACCUUGAGUUACCUUAUAAAGGAAAACCCAAACCAUCAAUCAGCUGGCUGAAAGAUAACUUGCCACUGAAAGAAAGUGAGAAUGUCCGUUUCAGCAAAACUGAAAACAAAAUCACUUUGAGCAUUAAGAAUGUCAAGAAAGAGCAUGGAGGGAAAUACACCAUAAUUCUCGACAACGCAGUGUGCAGAAACUCAUUCCCCAUUACGAUCAUCACCCUCGGGCCACCAUCAAAACCCAAAGGACCUAUUCGAUUUGAGGAAAUCAAGGCUGACAGUGUCAUCAUGUCAUGGGAUGUGCCUGAAGACGAUGGAGGAGGAGAAAUUACCUGUUACAGCAUUGAGAAGCGGGAAGCUUCACAGACUAAUUGGAAGAUGGUCUGUUCAAGUGUCGCCAGGACAACUUUCAAAGUUCUUAAUCUAGUCAAAGAUGCUGAGUACCAGUUUAGAGUUAGAGCCGAAAACAGAUAUGGAGUGAGCGAGCCACUUGUCUCAAGCAUUAUUGUGGCAAAACACCAGUUCAGGAUUCCCGGUCCCCCAGGAAAGCCGGUUAUAUACAAUGUGACUUCUGAUGGCAUGUCACUAACUUGGGAUGCUCCAGUUUAUGAUGGUGGUUCAGAAGUUACUGGAUUCCAUGUUGAAAAGAAAGAAAGAAAUAGCAUCCUCUGGCAAAGAGUUAAUACAUCCCCAAUCUCUGGAAGAGAAUAUAGAGCUACCGGACUAAUGGAAGGUCUGGAUUACCAAUUCCGUGUGUAUGCUGAAAAUUCUGCUGGCCUGAGUGCACCUAGCGACCCAAGCAAAUUUACCUUAGCUGUUUCCCCAGUAGACCCACCUGGCACUCCUGACUACAUCGAUGUCACCCGGGAAACCAUCACGCUUAAAUGGAACCCACCAUUGCGUGAUGGAGGCAGUAAGAUCGUGGCCUACAGCAUUGAGAGACGGCAAGGGAGCGAUCGCUGGGUCAGGUGCAACUUCACUGAUGUCAGCGAAUGUCAGUACACGGUUACAGGACUCAGCCCCGGAGACAGAUAUGAAUUCAGAAUAAUUGCAAGAAAUGCUGUCGGAACUAUAAGCCCACCCUCACAGUCUUCUGGCAUUAUUAUGACAAGAGAUGAAAAUGUUCCACCAACAGUAGAGUUUGGCCCUGAGUACUUCGAUGGUGUCACUGUUAAGGCUGGAGAAAGCCUUCGAAUUAAAGCUUUCGUACAAGGACGACCAGUACCUCGAGUAACUUGGCUCAAAGAUGGAGUAGAGAUUGAAAAGAGAAUGAAUAUGGAAAUAACCGAUGUCCUUGGAUCCACCAGCCUCUUUGUUAGAGAUGCUACUCGGGACCAUCGUGGUGUAUAUACAGUGGAAGCCAAAAAUGUAUCCGGUUCCACAAAAGCGGAAAUUACAGUGAAAGUCCAAGAUACACCCGGAAAAGUAGUUGGGCCAAUAAGAUUCACCAAUAUUACUGGUGAGAAGAUGACUCUGUGGUGGAAUACUCCACUCAACGAUGGCUGUGCUCCUAUCACCCACUACAUCAUCGAAAAACGGGAAACUAGCAGACUCGCUUGGGCAUUAAUUGAGGAUAAAUGCGAAGCCCUCAGUUACACCGCGAUGAAACUAAUAAAUGGCAAUGAAUAUCAAUUCCGUGUUUCUGCAGUUAACAAGUUUGGUGUUGGCCGGCCACUUGAGUCUGACCCAGUGAUUGCUCAAAUACAGUACACUGUUCCUGAUGCCCCUGGCACUCCAGAACCUACUAAUGUAACAAGCAAUAGCAUCACCCUGACUUGGGCAAGGCCAGAAUCAGAUGGUGGCAAUGAAAUUCAACAUUAUAUCCUUGAAAGAAGAGAAAAGAAAAGCACACGAUGGGUAAAAGUAAUCAGCAAACGACCCAUCUCUGAGACAAGAUUCAAAGUCACUGGUCUGACAGAAGGCAACAAGUAUGAAUUCCACGUCAUGGCUGAAAAUGCUGCCGGAGUGGGACCUGCAAGUGGUAUCUCAAGACUAAUUAAAUGCAGAGAGCCUGUCAGCCCACCAGGUGCUCCCGCAGUGGUCAAAGUGACAGAUACAUCAAAGACAACUGUCAGCUUAGAAUGGUCCAAGCCAGUGUUUGAUGGUGGCAUGGAAAUAAUUGGGUAUAUUAUUGAAAUGUGCAAAGCUGACUUAGGAGACUGGCACAAGGUGAAUGCAGAGGCAUGUGUGAAAACAAGAUAUACAGUCACUGACCUACAAGCAGGUGAAGAAUACAAAUUCCGAGUUAGCGCCAUCAACGGUGCUGGUAAAGGAGACAGCUGUGAAGUGACCGGCACAAUUAAAGCAGUUGACCGAUUAACAGCUCCUGAGUUAGACAUAGAUGCAAACUUCAAGCAGACUCACAUUGUUAGAGCUGGAGCCAGUAUCCGCCUCUUCAUUGCCUACCAAGGUAGACCUACUCCAACAGCUGUGUGGAGCAAACCAGACUCUAACCUUAGUGUUCGGGCUGAUAUCCAUACGACGGACUCCUUCAGCACCCUCACCGUGGAAAACUGCAACAGGAAUGAUGCAGGGAAAUAUACCCUAACUGUGGAAAACAACAGUGGUAGUAAGUCAAUCACCUUCACCGUGAAGGUGCUUGACUCCCCAGGACCACCUGGCCCAAUCACCUUCAAGGAUGUGACGCGGGGAUCCCUUACAUUGAUGUGGGAUGCCCCUCUCCUUGAUGGUGGUGCCCGAAUCCAUCACUAUGUGGUAGAGAAACGUGAAGCAAGCCGCCGUAGCUGGCAGGUUGUCAGUGAAAAAUGUACUCGUCAGAUCCUCAAAGUCAGUGACCUAGCCGAAGGUGUCCCAUACUAUUUCCGUGUUUCUGCAGAAAAUGAGUAUGGUAUUGGUGAACCCUAUGAAAUGCCAGAACCAGUCGUAGCCACAGAACAGCCUGCUCCACCUAGAAGACUUGAUAUCAUUGACACUAGCAAAUCCUCUGCAGUCUUAGCUUGGCUUAAACCUGACCACGAUGGAGGCAGCCGGGUCACUGGCUACCUGAUUGAAAUGAGACAAAAGGGAUCUGACUUCUGGGUUGAAGCUGGUCACACCAAACAGAUGACUUUCACAGUGGAGCGCCUUGUUGAGAACACUGAGUAUGAAUUCCGUGUAAAGGCCAAGAAUGAUGCUGGCUACAGUGAACCCAGGGAAGCCUUCUCUUCUGUCAUCAUUAAGGAGCCCCAAAUUGAGCCCACUGCUGACCUCACUGGAAUUACCAAUCAGCUCAUAACUUGCAAAGCAGGAAGCACAUUUACUAUCGACGUACCUAUCAGUGGUCGCCCUGCCCCCAAAGUUACAUGGAAACUGGAAGAAAUGAGACUUAAGGAGACAGAUCGAGUGAGCAUCACAACGACAAAAGACAGAACCACCCUGUCUGUAAAGGACAGUAUGAGAGGUGAUUCUGGCAGAUACUUCUUGACCCUGGAAAAUACAGCUGGUGUUAAAACAUUUACCGUCACGGUUGUGGUCAUCGGAAGGCCAGGUCCAGUAACUGGCCCCAUCGAGGUCUCAUCUGUCUCAGCUGAAUCCUGUGUCCUAUCAUGGGCUGAACCAAAAGAUGAUGGUGGCACCGAAAUUACUAAUUAUAUAGUUGAAAAGCGUGAAUCGGGAACAACAGCUUGGCAGCUUGUUAAUUCCAGUGUCAAACGCACUCAGAUUAAAGUCACUCAUCUCACAAAAUACAUGGAAUAUUCUUUCCGUGUCAGCUCUGAGAACAGAUUUGGAGUCAGUAAGCCUCUAGAAUCAGCACCAAUAAUUGCCGAACAUCCAUUUGUCCCACCAAGUGCUCCUACCAGACCUGAGGUAUACCACGUGUCUGCCAAUGCCAUGUCUAUUCGCUGGGAAGAACCCUACCAUGAUGGUGGCAGUAAAAUCAUUGGCUACUGGGUUGAGAAGAAAGAACGUAACACCAUUCUUUGGGUGAAAGAAAACAAAGUGCCAUGCUUAGAGUGCAACUACAAAGUGAUCGGUUUGGUAGAAGGGCUGGAAUAUCAGUUUAGAACUUAUGCACUCAAUGCUGCAGGUGUUAGCAAGGCCAGUGAAGCUUCAAGACCUGUCAUGGCUCAAAAUCCAGUUGAUCCACCAGGCAGACCAGAGGUAACAGAUGUCACAAGAUCCACAGUAUCCCUAGUUUGGUCUGCCCCAGUAUAUGAUGGAGGCAGCAAGGUUGUGGGCUACAUCAUAGAGCGUAAGCCAGUCAGUGAGAUAGGAGAUGGUCGCUGGCUGAAGUGCAACUAUACCAUUGUAUCUGACAAUUUCUUCACCGUGACUGCUCUCAGUGAAGGAGACACUUAUGAGUUCCGUGUGCUAGCCAAGAAUGCAGCAGGUGUAAUCAGCAAAGGGUCUGAAUCUACAGGCCCUGUCACUUGCCGAGAUGAAUAUGCUCCACCCAGAGCUGAACUGGAUGCCAGAUUACAGGGCGAUCUUGUUACUAUCAGAGCAGGUUCUGAUCUGGUUCUGGAUGCUGCAGUUGGUGGCAAACCUGAACCCAAAAUUAUCUGGACCAAAGGAGACAAGGAACUAGAUCUCUGUGAAAAAGUCUCUUUGCAGUAUACUGGCAAACGAGCAACUGCUGUGAUCAAGUUCUGUGACAGAACUGACAGCGGGAAAUACACUUUAACAGUGAAGAAUGCCAGUGGGACGAAGGCUGUGUCUGUCAUGGUCAAAGUGCUUGAUUCCCCUGGCCCAUGUGGAAAGCUCACUGUCAGCAGAGUCACAGAAGAGAAGUGCACGCUAGCCUGGAGUCUUCCUCAGGAAGAUGGAGGAGCAGAAAUAACUCACUACAUCGUGGAAAGACGUGAGACUAGCAGGCUCAACUGGGUGAUUGUUGAAGGCGAAUGCCCAACCCUAUCCUACGUAGUUACCAGACUCAUCAAGAACAAUGAAUACAUAUUCCGAGUGAGGGCAGUAAACAAAUAUGGCCCUGGUGUGCCUGUUGAAUCACAGCCAAUUGUAGCCAGAAAUUCAUUCACUAUUCCAUCACAACCUGGAAUACCUGAGGAAGUUGGCGCUAGCAAAGAGCAUAUCAUCAUUCAGUGGACAAAACCAGAAUCUGAUGGUGGCAAUGAAAUCAGCAACUACCUAGUAGACAAACGUGAGAAGAAGAGCCUUCGCUGGACACGUGUCAACAAGGACUACGUGGUGUAUGACACCAGGCUGAAGGUGACCAGCCUGAUGGAAGGGUGUGAUUACCAGUUCCGGGUGACUGCAGUGAACGCUGCUGGUAACAGUGAUCCCAGCGAAGCUUCCAACUUCAUCUCUUGCAGAGAACCAUCAUACACCCCUGGACCACCUUCUGUCCCAAGAGUUGUGGAUACCACUAAGCACAGCAUUAGUUUGGCAUGGACCAAACCCACGUACGAUGGUGGCAGUGACAUCAUAGGAUAUGUUCUUGAAAUGCAAGAGGAGAACACCGAUCAGUGGUACCGAGUGCACACCAAUGCCACUCUACGAAAUAAUGAAUUCACUGUAGCAGAACUGAAAAUGGGCCAGAAAUAUUCCUUCAGAGUUGCUGCCGUGAAUGUGAAGGGCAAGAGUGAAUACAGUGAAUCAACUGCCAGAAUCGAACCCGUGGAAAGAAUUGAAAUUCCAGAUCUUGAACUUGCAGAUGAUCUGAGGAAGACUGUGACCAUCAGGGCUGGGGCCUCCUUGCGCCUGAUGGUGUCUGUAUCUGGAAGACCACCUCCCGUCAUCACGUGGAGCAAGAAGGGUAUUAACCUUGCAAACCGGGCAAUUAUUGACAACACUGAGAGCUACUCAUUACUUAUCGUGGACAAAGUUAAUCGGUAUGAUGCUGGAAAAUACACAAUUGAAGCCGAAAAUCAAUCUGGCAAAAAGUCAGCAACAGUGCUUGUUAAAGUAUAUGAUACUCCUGGUCCCUGUCCUUCAGUGAAAGUUAAGGAAGUAUCAAGAGAUUCUGUGACUAUAACUUGGGAAAUCCCCACAAUUGAUGGUGGAGCACCAGUCAACAAUUAUAUCGUUGAGAAGCGUGAAGCUGCUAUGAGAGCAUUCAAAACAGUAACUACCAAAUGCACCAAGACGCUUUACCGAAUCUCUGGACUUGUAGAAGGAACCAUGUACUAUUUCAGAGUGCUGCCAGAAAAUAUUUAUGGCAUUGGAGAACCUUGUGAAACAUCUGAUGCAGUUCUGGUCUCAGAAGUACCUCUGGUGCCUACAAAGCUAGAAGUGGUCGAUGUCACCAAAUCCACUGUUUCCCUCGCCUGGGAAAAACCACUGUACGAUGGUGGCAGCCGACUCACUGGCUAUGUCCUUGAAGCCUGCAGAGCUGGCACAGAGAGAUGGAUGAAGGUUGCCACCUUGAAACCCACAGUGUUGGAGCACACUGUCAUUUCCUUAAAUGAAGGUGAACAGUACUUAUUUAGAGUGAGAGCCCAAAAUGAGAAAGGUGUAUCAGAACCAAGAGAGAUCGUCACUGCUGUGACUGUACAAGACCUCAGAGUGUUGCCAACAAUUGAUCUUUCUACAAUGCCUCAUAAGACCAUCCACGUCCCAGCUGGCAGGCCAAUAGAGCUGGUGAUACCCAUCGCCGGCCGCCCACCUCCUGCUGCUUCCUGGUUCUUUUCUGGUUCUAAACUGAAGGAAUCAGAGCGAGUCACAGUUGAAACCCAUGCUAAAGUAGCUAAAUUAACCAUCCGUGAAACCACUAUCAGAGACACUGGAGAAUAUACACUUGAAUUGAAGAAUGUCACUGGAACUACCUCUGAGAACAUUAAAGUUAUCAUUCUUGACAAGCCUGGUCCACCAACAGGACCUAUCAAGAUUGAUGAAAUUGAUGCUACGUCAGUUACCAUUUCCUGGGAAGCACCUGAGUUGGACGGUGGUGCUCCAUUGAGUGGCUAUGUGGUGGAGCAACGUGAUGCCCACCGUCCAGGAUGGCUGCCGGUUUCUGAAUCAGUGACUAGAUCAACAUUUAAGUUUACCAGACUCACUGAAGGAAAUGAGUAUGUGUUCCGUGUGGCUGCAACAAACCGCUUCGGCAUUGGCUCUUACUUGCAGUCUGAGGUCAUAGAAUGUCGCAGCAGCAUCAAUAUUCCUGGACCCCCAGAAACACUGCAGAUAUUUGAUGUCUCCCGUGAUGGCAUGACGCUUACUUGGUAUCCACCAGAGGAUGACGGUGGCUCCCAAGUGACUGGAUAUAUUGUGGAACGCAAAGAAGUGAGAGCAGAUCGGUGGGUCCGUGUAAAUAAAGUACCUGUGACAAUGACACGGUACCGCUCCACGGGCCUUAUUGAAGGCUUAGAAUAUGAACACCGUGUCACAGCCAUUAAUGCAAGAGGGACUGGAAAACCAAGUCGUCCUUCCAAACCCAUUGUUGCUAUGGAUCCAAUUGCUCCUCCAGGAAAGCCACAAAACCCAAGAGUUACUGACACAACAAGGACCUCAGUCUCCCUGGCCUGGAGUGUUCCAGAAGAUGAAGGAGGAUCUAAAGUCACAGGCUACUUGAUUGAGAUGCAAAAAGUCGAUCAAGUUGAAUGGACCAAAUGUAACACUACCCCAACCAAGAUUAGAGAGUAUACUCUCACACACUUACCUCAGGGUGCUGAAUACAGAUUCCGUGUCCUAGCUUGUAAUGCUGGUGGCCCUGGAGAGCCUGCUGAGGUGCCAGGAACAGUCAAAGUCACCGAAAUGCUUGAAUAUCCUGAUUAUGAACUUGAUGAACGAUACCAGGAAGGUAUCCUUGUGAGACAAGGUGGAGUCAUCAGACUUACCAUACCAAUCAAAGGAAAACCAUUCCCAAUAUGUAAAUGGACCAAGGAAGGCCAAGAUAUUAGUAAGCGUGCCAUGAUUGCAACAUCUGAAACACACACUGAACUGGUGAUCAAAGAAGCUGACAGGAAUGAUUCUGGCACCUACGACCUGGUUCUGGAAAACAAAUGUGGCAAGAAGGCUGUUUAUAUCAAAGUCAAGGUGAUAGGAAGUCCCAACACUCCAGAAGGGCCACUUGAAUAUGAUGACAUACAAGCCCGUUCUGUGAGGGUCUGCUGGAGACCUCCCUCUGAUGAUGGUGGUGCCGACAUCUUGGGCUACAUUCUCGAGAGACGAGAAGUGCCAAAAGCCGCCUGGUAUACCAUUGAUUCCAGAGUCCGAGGUACAUCUCUGGUAGUGAAAGGUCUCAAAGAAAACGUGGAAUACCAUUUCCGUGUUUCAGCAGAAAACCAGUUUGGCAUAAGCAAACCCUUGAAAUCUGAGGAGCCAGUCAUACCCAAAACACCACUGAAUCCUCCAGAACCUCCAAGCAAUCCUCCAGAAGUACUUGAUGUGACCAAGAGUUCUGUUAGCCUGUCCUGGUCCCGCCCCAAGGAUGAUGGUGGUUCUCGAGUCACAGGCUACUAUAUUGAACGCAAGGAGACAUCCACCGACAAGUGGGUGAGACACAACAAGACUCAGAUCACCACCACGAUGUAUACUGUCACCGGCCUUGUUCCCGAUGCAGAGUAUCAGUUCCGCAUCAUCGCACAAAAUGAUGUUGGCCUAAGUGAAACCAGUCCUGCUUCUGAACCAGUUGUUUGCAAAGAUCCAUUUGAUAAACCAAGCCAACCAGGAGAACUUGAGAUUCUCUCCAUAUCCAAAGACAGUGUCACUCUACAGUGGGAGAAACCUGAAUGUGAUGGUGGCAAAGAAAUCCUUGGAUACUGGGUUGAAUAUAGACAGUCUGGAGACAGUACCUGGAAGAAGAGCAACAAGGAUCGUAUCAAGGACAAACAAUUCACAGUAGGGGGUUUGCUGGAAGCUACUGAAUAUGAAUUCAGAGUUUUUGCUGAGAAUGAAACUGGGCUUAGCAGACCUCGUAGAACUGCUAUGUCUGUAAAGACAAAACUAACAUCUGGAGAGGCCCCAGGAGUACGCAAAGAAAUGAAAGAUGUUACCACCAAAUUGGGUGAACCUGCUCAACUCUCAUGCCAGAUUGUUGGAAGGCCUCUUCCUGAUAUUAAAUGGUACAGAUUCGGUAAGGAGCUCAUUCAAAGCCGGAAAUACAAAAUGUCUUCAGAUGGACGAACACACACUCUCACAGUCAUGACCGAGGAACAGGAAGAUGAAGGUGUUUAUACUUGCAUAGCUACCAACGAGGUUGGAGAAGUAGAAACCAGUAGUAAGCUUCUCCUGCAAGCAACACCGCAGUUCCAUCCCGGUUACCCACUGAAAGAGAAAUAUUAUGGAGCUGUGGGUUCCACACUUCGACUUCAUGUUAUGUACAUUGGUCGUCCAGUGCCCGCCAUCACUUGGUUCCAUGGCCAGAAACUUUUGCAAAACUCAGAAAACAUCACUAUUGAAAACACUGAGCACUAUACUCAUCUUGUCAUGAAGAAUGUCCAGCGUAAGACACAUGUUGGGAAAUACAAAGUUCAGCUCAGCAAUGUUUUUGGAACAGUUGAUGCCAUCCUUGAUGUGGAAAUACAAGAUAAACCAGACAAACCUACAGGACCACUUGUGAUUGAAGCUCUAUUGAAGAACUCUGUGGUGAUCAGCUGGAAACCACCUGCAGAUGACGGGGGCUCCUGGAUCACCAAUUAUGUGGUGGAGAAAUGUGAGGCCAAGGAAGGGGCUGAAUGGCAAUUGGUGUCUUCAGCCAUCUCGGUGACAACCUGUAGAAUUGUGAACCUCACAGAAAAUGCUGGCUAUUAUUUCCGGGUUUCUGCACAGAACACGUUUGGCAUCAGUGAGCCUCUAGAGGUCCCCUCAGUGGUGAUCAUUAAGAGUCCAUUUCAAAAGCCAAGUGCUCCUGGAAAACCAACUGUUACCGCUCUCACAAAAGAUUCUUGUGCUGUGGCUUGGAAGCCACCUGCCAGCGAUGGAGGUGCAAAGAUUAGAACUUACUACCUUGAGAAGCGUGAGAAGAAACAGAAUAAAUGGAUUGCUGUGACAACAGAAGAAAUUCGAGAAACUGUCUUUUCUGUGAAAAACCUUAUUGAAGGUCUCGAAUAUGAGUUCCGUGUGAAAUGUGAAAAUCUGGGUGGGGAGAGUGAAUGGAGUGAAAUAUCAGAACCUGUCACCCCCAGAUCUGACGUUCCAAUUCAGGCACCACACUUUAAGGAGGAGCUGAGGAAUCUAAACGUCAGGUACCAGAGCAAUGCUACUUUGGUCUGCAAAGUGACUGGACAUCCGAAACCCAUUGUGAAAUGGUACAGACAAGGCAAAGAAAUCAUUGCAGAUGGAUUAAAGUACAGGAUUCAAGAAUUUAAGGGUGGCAUCCACCAGCUUAUCAUUGCGAGUGUCACAGAUGAUGAUGCCACAGUUUACCAAGUCCGAGCUACCAACCAAGGGGGAUCCGUGUCUGGCACUGCUUCCCUGGAAGUGGAAGUUCCAGCUAAGAUACACUUGCCUAAAAAUCUUGAAGGCAUGGGAGCAGUUCACGCUCUCCGAGGCGAAGUGGUGAGCAUCAAGAUCCCCUUCAGUGGCAAACCAGAUCCUGUGAUCACCUGGCAGAAAGGACAAGAUCUCAUUGACAAUAACGGCCACUACCAAGUUAUUGUCACAAGAUCCUUCACGUCACUCGUUUUCCCCAAUGGGGUGGAGAGAAAGGAUGCUGGUUUCUAUGUGGUCUGUGCUAAAAACAGAUUUGGAAUUGACCAAAAGACAGUUGAACUGGAUGUAGCUGACGUUCCUGACCCACCCAGAGGAGUCAAAGUUAGUGAUGUCUCAAGAGAUUCUGUCAACUUAACAUGGACUGAGCCAGCUUCUGACGGUGGCAGCAAAAUCACCAACUACAUUGUUGAAAAAUGUGCAACUACUGCAGAAAGAUGGAUCCGUGUAGGACAGGCUCGAGAAACACGUUAUACCGUGAUCAACUUAUUUGGAAAAACAAGUUACCAGUUUCGGAUAAUAGCUGAAAAUAAAUUUGGCCUGAGCAAGCCUUCUGAGCCUUCAGAACCAACCAUAACCAAAGAAGAUAAGACCAGAGCUAUGAACUAUGAUGAAGAAGUAGAUGAAACCAGGGAAGUUUCCAUGACUAAAGCAUCUCACUCUUCAACCAAAGAACUCUAUGAGAAAUAUAUGAUUGCUGAAGAUCUUGGGCGUGGUGAGUUUGGAAUUGUCCACCGUUGUGUUGAAACAUCCUCCAAGAAGACAUACAUGGCCAAAUUUGUUAAAGUCAAAGGGACUGAUCAAGUUUUGGUAAAGAAGGAAAUUUCUAUCCUAAACAUUUCUAGGCAUAGAAACAUCUUAUAUCUCCAUGAAUCAUUUGAAAGCAUGGAAGAAUUAGUUAUGAUCUUUGAGUUUCUAUCAGGACUUGACAUAUUUGAGCGCAUUAACACAAGUGCUUUUGAACUUAAUGAAAGAGAAAUUGUGAGUUACGUCCGCCAGGUCUGUGAAGCCCUUGAAUUCUUACAUAGUCAUAAUAUCGGACACUUUGACAUUAGACCAGAUAAUAUCAUUUACCAAACAAGAAGGAGCUCUACCAUUAAAAUCAUUGAAUUUGGUCAAGCCCGUCAGCUGAAGCCAGGGGACAACUUUAGACUUGUGUUCACUGCCCCAGAGUACUAUGCACCGGAAGUCCACCAGCAUGACGUUGUCAGCACAGCCACAGAUAUGUGGUCACUCGGAACACUGGUAUAUGUGCUAUUGAGUGGUAUCAAUCCAUUCCUGGCUGAAACUAACCAACAGAUGAUUGAGAAUAUCAUGAAUGCCGAAUAUACUUUUGAUGAAGAAGCUUUCAAAGAAAUUAGCCUCGAAGCCAUGGAUUUUGUUGACCGCCUGUUAGUGAAAGACAGGAAAUCUCGCAUGACUGCAUCAGAGGCACUCCAACACCCCUGGCUGAAGCAGAAGAUAGAAAGAGUCAGCACUAAAGUUAUCAGAACAUUAAAACACCGUCGUUACUACCACACCCUGAUCAAGAAAGACCUCAACAUGGUUGUAUCAGCAGCCCGGAUCUCCUGUGGUGGUGCAAUUCGAUCUCAGAAGGGAGUGAGUGUUGCUAAAGUUAAAGUAGCAUCCAUUGAAAUUGGCCCAGUUUCUGGGCAGAUAAUGCAUGCAGUUGGUGAAGAAGGAGGAUAUGUCAAAUAUGUCUGCAAAAUUGAGAAUUACGAUCAGUCUACCCAAGUGACCUGGUACUUUGGUGUCAGACAGCUGGAGAACAGUGAGAAAUAUGAAAUCACCUACGAAGAUGGAGUGGCCACCCUCUAUGUCAAAGACAUUACCAAAUUUGAUGACGGUACCUACAGAUGCAAAGUAGUCAACGACUACGGUGAAGACAGUUCUUACGCAGAGCUGUUUGUUAAAAGUGUAAGAGAAGUUUAUGACUAUUACUGCCGCAGAACCAUGAGGAAAAUUAAACGCAGAACAGAUACAAUGAGACUCUUAGAAAGGCCGCCAGAAUUUACCCUGCCCCUCUAUAAUAAAACUGCUUAUGUGGGUGAAAAUGUCCGAUUUGGAGUAACCAUAACGGUCCACCCAGAGCCUCGUGUAACAUGGUAUAAAUCAGGUCAGAAAAUCAAGCCAACUGAUGAUGAUAAGAAAUACACAUUUGAGACAGACAAGGGUUUGUACCAAUUAACGAUCAACAGUGUGACUACAGACGAUGAUGCUGAAUACACUGUUGUGGCAAGAAACAAGUACGGGGAAGACAGCUGUAAAGCGAAGCUGACUGUCACGCUACACCCACCGCCCACAGACACCACCUUAAGACCCAUGUUCAAACGGUUACUGGCAAAUGCAGAAUGCCAAGAAGGCCAAAGUGUCUGCUUUGAGAUCAGAGUGUCUGGAAUUCCCCCGCCAACAUUAAAAUGGGAGAAAGAUGGCAAGCCACUGUCCCUUGGGACCAACGUUGAAAUUAUCCACGAAGGGCUGGAUUAUUAUGCUUUGCACAUCAGGGAUACACUGCCUGAAGACACAGGUUAUUACAGAGUCACAGCCACCAACACCGCUGGGUCCACCAGCUGCCAGGCGCACCUACAGGUAGAACGCUUGAGGUACAAGAAACAGGAAUUCAAGAGUAAGGAGGAACGCGAACGACACGUACAAAAACAAAUCGACAAAACCCUAAGAAUGGCUGAAAUUCUUUCAGGAACUGAAAGUGUCCCACUGACACAAGUGGCCCAAGAGGCUCUGAGAGAAGCUGCCAUCCUCUACAAACCGGCUGUCAGCACCAAGACCGUGAAGGGAGAGUAUCGACUUGAGACAGAAGAAAAGAAGGAGGAGAGAAAACUCCGUAUGCCUUACGAAGUCCCAGAGCCACGCAAGUACAAACAGACUACCAUCCAAGAAGACCAACGCAUUAAGCAGUUUGUGCCUAUGUCUGACAUGAAAUGGUAUAAAAAAAUACGUGAUCAGUUCGAGAUGCCUGGGAAACUUGACAGAAUUGUACAGAAGAGGCCCAAGCGGAUCCGCCUUUCAAGAUGGGAACAGUUCUAUGUGACGCCUCUGCCGCGCAUCACGGAUCAGUACAGACCCCGAUGGCGUCUUCCCAAACUGACCCAAGAUGAUCUUGAAAUGGUGAGACCAGCCCGCCGGCGUACACCUUCUCCUGAUUAUGAUUUUUACUACAGACCCAGAAGACGGUCUCUCGGUGACAUCUCCGAUGAGGAAUUACUCCUCCCCAUCGAUGACUAUUUAGCAAUGAAAAGGACGGAGGAAGAGAGGUUGCGUCUUGAAGAAGAGCUCGAAUUAGGUUUUUCAGCCUCACCUCCCAGCCGAAGCCCUCCACGUUUUGAGCUUUCUAGUCUACGUUACUCCUCACCACAAGCUCAUGUCAAGAUAGAGGAAACCAAAAAAGACUUCAGAUAUUCAACCUAUCACAUCCCAACCAAGGAGGAAACCAGUACAACUUACGCAGAACUGCGGGAACGGCACGCCCGGGCCGCAUACAGACAGGCGCGACAACGGCAGAGAAUAAUGGCCGAGAGAGAGGACGAGGAGCUGUUGCGUCCCGUCACCACCAUCCAGCGUCUCUCAGAAUACAAAAGUGAGCUUGACCACAUGUCCAAGGAGGAGAAAUCUAAAAAGAAAUCAAGACGACAGAGAGAAGUGACAGAAAUAACAGAAAUUGAAGAAGAAUAUGAAAUCUCAAAACGUGCUCAAAGAGAAUCCUCCUCAUCCAUGUCUAGACUGCUGAGACGUCGGCGCUCCCUGUCUCCAACUUACAUCGAGUUAAUGAGGCCGGUGUCUGAGUUGAUCCGGUCACGUCCACUUCCAGCUGAGGAAUACGAAGAUGACACAGAAAGAAGGUCCCCUACCCCGGAGAGAACUCGCCCACGUUCUCCCAGCCCUGUGUCUAGUGAGAGAUCUCUCUCAAGAUUUGAGAGGUCUGCAAGAUUUGAUAUCUUUUCCAGGUAUGAGUCCAUGAAAGCGGCUUUGAAGACUCAGACAACAUCAGAAAGGAAAUAUGAGGUUUUGACUCAGCAGCCUUUCACGCUGGACCAUGCACCUCGAAUCACUUUGAGAAUGCGCUCGCACAGGGUACCGUCUGGCCAAAAUACACGCUUUAUCUUAAACGUUCAGUCUAAGCCAACUGCCGAGGUUAAAUGGUACCACAAUGGCGUGGAACUCCAAGAGAGCAGUAAGAUUCGCUACACCAACAUGAGUGGGGUCCUGACCCUGGAAAUUCUGGACUGUCACACCGAGGACAGCGGAACCUACCGUGCGGUAUGCACCAACUACAAAGGUGAAGCGUCUGACUAUGCAACCUUGGAUGUCACAGGAGGGGACUAUACCACCUAUGCUUCCCAGCGCAGAGAUGAAGAGGUCCCCAGAUCUGUUUUCCCUGAGCUGACAAGAACAGAGGAAUAUGCUGUCUCGUCUUUUAAGAGAACAUCAGAGAUGGAAGCUGCUUCUUCUGUUAGGGAAAUGAAAUCACAGAUGACAGAGACAAGGGAAAGUCUCUCGUCAUAUGAGCACUAUGCAUCUGCAGAAAUGAAAAGCACUGCCUCGGAAGAAAAGUCACUGGAGGAAAAAUCCACGACCAGAAAGAUCAAGACGACACUGACAGCCAGAAUUCUAACAAAGCCACGGUCCCUGACUGUCUAUGAAGGCGAGUCUGCAAGGUUUUCCUGUGAUACAGAUGGCGAGCCGGUGCCAACUGUGACCUGGCUGCGUGGAGGACAAGUGAUAAGCACUUCUGCCCGUCACCAAGUGACCACCACGAAGUACAAAUCAACCUUUGAGAUCUCUUCAGUCCAAACUUCCGACGAGGGCAACUACAGCGUGGUGGUAGAAAACAGCGAAGGGAGACAGGAAGCCCAGUUUAAUCUGACCGUCCAUAAGGCCAGAGCUACCGAAAAGGCUGUGACGUCCCCACCGAGAGUCAAGUCCCCAGAGCCUCGGGUGAAAUCCCCAGAAGGAGUUAAGUCUCCAAAACGAGUGAAAUCUCCAGAAACAGUGACUUCUCACCCAAAAGCUGUAUCACCCACGGAGACAAAACCCACACCAACAGAGAAGGUUCAGCAGCUACCACUCUCCGGCCCACCGAAGAUAACUCGGUCCCUGAAAGCAGAGGCUGCUAAAGAUAUUGCAAAGCUGACUUGUGCAGUCGAAAGCAGCGUAUUAAGUGCAAAGGAGGUCACCUGGUAUAAAGAUGGCAAGAAACUGAAGGAAAAUGGGCAUUUCCAGUUUCAUUAUUCAGCAGAUGGUACCUAUGAGCUCAAAAUCCAUAACCUCACUGAAUCUGAUUGUGGAGAAUAUGUUUGUGAGAUUUCUGGUGAGGGUGGAACUUCCAAAACUAACUUCCAGUUUAUGGGACAAGCUUUUAAGAGUAUCCACCAGCAGGUAGCAAGCGUAUCAGAAACUAAGAAAUCCACUCAGAAAACUGCUGAGUCAACAGAAACUAAGAAAACGGAACCAAAAUCUCCUGAACAAAUUGCCUCAAAACCAGUAAUUGUUACUGGGCUGCAGGAUACAACUGUUUCUUCAGACAGCAGUGCCAAGUUGGCAGUUCAAGUUACAGGAGAACCUCGGCCAGCUGUCACGUGGACGAAGGAUGGAAAGGCUAUUACACAAGGAGGAAAAUUUAAACUAUCUGAAGACAAAGGAAGAUUCCUCUUAGAAAUUCAUAAGACUGAUACUUCUGACAGUGGACUUUAUGUUUGUACAUUAACCAAUUCUGCUGGAUCUGUGUCCUGUAGCUGCAAAUUAACAAUAAAAGCUGUAAAAGAUACUGAGGGACAAAAAGUAUCUACACAAAAGACCUCUGAAAUUACAUCUCAGAAGAAGGCAGUUGUCCAAGAGGAAAUUUCCCAAAAAUCCCUGCUUUCUGAAGAAAUCAAGAUGUCAGAGCUGAAAUCUCAAGAAAAGUUAGCCACGAAGGAGGAAGCUUCAAAGCUUCUGAUUUCUGAAGAAGUCAAGAAGUCAGCAGCAACCUCCCUGGAAAAAUCCAUCGUCCAUGAGGAAAUCACUAAAUCAUCACAGGCAUCAGAAGAAAUCAGAACUCAUGCUGAGAUUAAAGCAUUUUCUACUCAGAUGAGCAUAACUGAAGGUCAAAAAGUGGCUUUAAAAGCCAACAUCGCUGGUGCCACUGAUGUGAAAUGGGUCCUGAACGGAAGAGAGCUUCCUAACUCUGAGGAGUACAGAUACGGUGUCUCAGGCAGUGACCAGACCCUAACCAUCAAGCAAGCCAGCCACAGAGAUGAAGGAGUCCUCACCUGCAUAUGCAAAACCAGUGAAGGAAUCAUCAAAUGUCAGUUUGAUUUGACCUUGAGCAAAGAACUCUCAGAUGCUCCAGCCUUUAUCACACAGCCUAGAUCUCAAAAUAUUAACGAAGGACAAAAUGUUCUCUUUACUUGUGAAAUCAGUGGUGAGCCAUCCCCUGAAAUCGAAUGGUUUAAAAACAACAUGCCGAUUUCUGUUUCUUCAAAUGUUAGUGUCAGUCGCUCCAGAAAUGUAUAUUCUCUGGAAAUCAAAAAUGCAUCAGUAAGCGACAGUGGAAAAUACACAGUGAAGGCCAAAAAUUUCCGUGGCCAAUGCUCAGCUACCGCUUCCUUAACAGUCCUUCCUCUAGUUGAAGAACCUUCCAGAGAGGUAGUAUUGAGGACAAGUGGUGAUACAAGCUUGCAAGGAAGCUUCUCGUCUCAGUCAGUCCAAAUGUCUGCCUCUAAGCAGGAGGCCUCCUUCAGCAGUUUCAGCAGCAGCAGUGCUAGCAGCAUGACUGAAAUGAAAUUUGCAAGCAUGUCUGCCCAAAGCAUGUCCUCCAUGCAAGAGUCCUUUGUAGAAAUGAGUUCCAGCAGUUUUAUGGGAAAAUCUAGCAUGACACAACUGGAAAGCUCAACUAGUAGAAUGCUUAAAGCAGGCGUCAGAGGAGUUCCACCUAAAAUUGAAGCUCUUCCCUCGGAUAUCAGCAUUGAUGAAGGCAAAGUUCUAACAGUAGCCUGUGCUUUCACGGGUGAGCCUACCCCACAAAUAACCUGGUCCUGUGGUGGAAGAAACAUUCAAAAUCAAGAACAACAGGGAAGAUUCCACAUUGAAAACACAGAUGACCUGACAACGCUCAUCAUCAUGGACGUACAGAAACAAGAUGGUGGACUUUAUACCCUUAGUUUAGGGAAUGAAUUUGGGUCUGACUCUGCCACUGUGAAUAUACACAUUCGAUCCAUUUAAGAGGGUCGAAUACACAACUGUGCUCUUAUACUCAACAUUCACUCUUAACCUUCCACAAACAAUUCACAUGGACUAAUCUUUCUGAUCUGUAAAUAUUUUUUAAAAGUAGUUUUGUAUCAACCUAAAUGAGUCAAAGUUCAAAAAUAUUCACUUCAAUCUUUUCAUAACUGUUGACCUAAGAAUAUUAUACAUUUGCAAGUGACAUGUACAUACUGUAUAUAGCCGGAUUAACGGUUAUAAAGUUUUGUACCAUUUAUUUUAUGACAUUUUACAAUGUAACUUUUGAAACUAAUUGUUGGUAGGAGAAAGUUUCUUAUGGAACGAAUACCCUGCUCAACACUUAAUCAAUCUUUGUGCCUCAACAUACUGUUGAUGUCUAAGUCUGCCUCAGUGGGUUGAGAAAUUCCCCACUGAAGAUGUCCUGUCCACCUAAAAGAUGAGAAUACUGUGCACGUCACCUGAUAUGUGCACCAAUACCUAUUGAAUCAGAAAUGUAAGGCAUUGGUGAUGUUUGCAUUUACCCUCCUGUAAGCAACACUUUAACGUCUUACAUUGCCUCUGAUGAUGUCACACUCAAAAUUAACAUGACUUAAAUAUUACCAGGGCAAAGUGUAACGGCCAACACUUUGUUCGCCCAUUUUACACUGUCUCUGACACAGAGAGUGCCUGGAUAACUUGGAAAAGUAACAUCUCCUGGCCAUCCCUUCAUUGAACCAAGUUAUUCAAGUAUUCCUAUGCCAGAGCAGUGCCAGCUCUUGGAGGUCCUGGGGUGCAGCCAAUGCCUUUGUGUGGUAGCUCUAAAUUUAAAUUACACUUAAAAAACCAGGGCACCUAAGCAAUGAGCCACAGCAAACAAGAAAGAACAACAAAAUAAUGCUGUUGUUAAAUUAAAAACAAGAAUAAUAUUACUAACUGCCCAAAGUGUCAAUUUGAGGUAGUUCCUUUCAUGCAGGUAUCAAUUCAAUUGUUAGUUCUAAUUGUUGGACCUCCUGGAGAUAGUAACAACAAAAUAAAGCAAGCUAUCUGCACCUCAAAA
Molecule: messenger RNA, 82630 nt
Organism: Otolemur garnettii (small-eared galago)
Lineage: Eukaryota; Metazoa; Chordata; Mammalia; Primates; Galagidae
Gene: TTN
Product: titin
Exons: 192
Coding region: 226-81594 (27122 amino acids)
Biological process (GO): protein phosphorylation
Molecular function (GO): protein kinase activity; ATP binding; protein binding
Source: RefSeq, a predicted model, not a curated record